AUGGGUGUCACCGAGCUUAUUGAGGCUCAGAAGUACUGGCGCACCCACCUGGCAGGUGCCAAAGUGGCUGCAUUCCCUCCCCAAGACCUGCCAUGUGAGACUGGUGGGCGAUCCUACAGCCACGAUAUCGGGUUUUCAUUCAAGGAAAAUGAAUCCUACACCAGAAAUACGGCCCUACGAGCCGCCUGGGCUGUAGUCAUCGGACGGUAUUCUGAAUCGGAGGACUUUACCAUUGGUGUUUCGGCUUGCUCCUCCGGCGAUGCCAUCCCCAUGCGCUUUAGAUGGCGGAAAGAUGAUACCGUUUCUGACAUUCUGAGAGACAUUCAAUUGGAGAUGGAUCAAAUGGCCCAAUAUGAGCAGUAUGGACUUGAGAGUAUCGCGCAAGUGAGCAAGGAUGCCCAGAGCGCUUGCGACUUUACCAGUUUGAUGGCCAUCCGGACCAGAGAUGUGCAGGCCAAGGAGGAAUGUAAUCUCAAGUACGCGCUGGAAGCUCGAAUUCUCAUACGCGAGGACCGUGCCACUAUCACGUUGGCAUCUGGGGUCCUUUCCGAAGUGACGCUUGAGGCGCUUGCACAUCAAUUCAGCCACAUGGUUGAUGGCAUCUUGUCCAAUCCGGAUGCCAAGCUGAGUGAAAUCUCAAUUGCCGGUCCUUGGGAUCUAACCAAGGCCAAAAAAUGGAAUCCCCACCCGGCUCCGUCAGUACAGGGCUGCGUACAUGACUUCAUCUCGGAUAGAGCAGCCAAAAUACCCAAUCAUGAGGCCGUAUACUCAUCGGAAGGGAGCUUGACUUACAAGGAACUGGAGGAUCUGUCUACCUGUCUCAGCCACCACCUGAAGUCCCUGGGCGUGGGAUCAGAGAGCAUUGUACCCUAUUGUUUUGAGAAGUCAAUUUGGGCUAUUGUUGCAAUGCUUGGCAUCUUGAAGGCAGGAGGCGCCUUUGUUCCCCUGGAUCCUUCACACCCUCCCAGCCGGCGGAGGGCGAUCAUUGAGGAGACCGGCGCCCAAACGGUUAUCACGUCGCCCGCCUCUGCAGCCACGUGUCGAGACAUGGCCCCGGUACUCAUCGAGCUGGAUCAGGCACUCCUCGACGGUUUGUACGACAGGCAUGUUUCAGAUGAACUUCCCCAGGUUUCCCCGCGCGACGCAGCAUACAUUCUUUUCACAUCUGGCUCUACAGGCAAGCAGAAAGCCAUUGUCGUGGAGCACUCCGCCCUCUCCGGAAGUCUUCUCGGCUUCAACCGGGCCUAUGGCCUGGAUGGGGAGUCGCGAGUGCUUCAAUUUUCAAGUUUUGCUUUCGAUGUGAGCUUGAGCGAGGUGUUGGAGACUCUGGUUUUUGGAGGGACUGUUUGCAUGCCAUCGGAUAGACAGAGAAUAGAGUCUCUCCCCCAAUUUAUUCAAGAUGCUAAAGUGAACACGGCCAUGCUCACGUCGUCAUACCUCAAGGCCUUGAAGCCAUCAGAUGUGCCCUCCAUCCGCAUGUUGUUGCUCGUCGGCGAGGCUCCCACAAGAGACACCAUCCAGACGUGGUUCCCGCAUACGCGACUCAUUAAUGCAUAUGGCCCGUCUGAGGUGUCAAUCUUCAUCGGUUCAUAUGAGUAUCAGUCCCCUCAUGACCAACCGACCAACGUCGGCCGAGGCUUCAGCGGCAACAUGUGGAUUGUGGAGCCUGAGAAUCACAAUAUGAUCGCCCCUGUUGGUUGCAUUGGCGAGAUUCUGAUUGAGCGUGAUAUGGCUCGUGGAUAUCUGAACAACAAGGAACGGACAGAUGCCGCUUUUAUUCGUCAAGUGGACUUCCUGGACGUGACGUCGAUGGAUGCGGCAGUCAAGUUCCACAAGUCCGGUGACCUGGCACGGUAUAACCCUGACGGAACUAUUGAGUACCUCGGCCGUCGUGAUACUCAGACCAAAUUAAGAGGAUAUCGCAUUGAGCUAGGAGAGAUAGAGUAUAAUAUUCAACGCUGCCUCGGAAACGUUGAGUAUGUGGCUGCUGAUGUGGUCACAAUGGGCUCACAGCCUACUCUUGUUGCGUUCCUGAGCUUCACGGAUGAGGGUCACAACGUCGAAACCGGAGGUCACGACCUUCCGGAGAACUUUGUUAUUCCAUCUGAAGGUCUCAAGGAGCGGUUCGCUGCUUUGACUGGCGAACUGAAGGAUGUGCUACCUCACUAUAUGGUUCCCACGAUGUUCUUCUCUCUCAACAAGAUGCCAUUGAAUAACUCUCUUAAGCUUGAUCGUGGUAGACUGAAGAACUUCUUUGCAGAUUUGGACCAAGAACAACUGGCUCUCUUUUCGCUCACCAAAAGGGCGAAACACGAGCCAACGACUGCCAUGGAAUACAGACUUCGGUCUCUCUGGGCGCAGGUAUUUGCGAUUGAAGAAGAGCAGAUCGCUAAGACGGAUGAUUUCUUCCAGAUUGGUGGAAAUUCACUGCUUGCAAUUGAACUCAUGUCUUUGGCCCAAAAACAGAACCUUGCUCUGUCAGUGGCGGACGUGUUCCAGCACUCCAGGCUGGACGAGCUCGCAUCGAUCACUGUUGAGCAAGCCAUGGACACAUAUGACGCUCUUCCAUUUAGCAUGCUCUCUCUUCCCAAAGCAGACCUACUAUCGGAGACACAGAAAUACGAUCUAAGUGAUGUGGCCGUGGUUGAGGAUGCUUUCCAAGCCACUCCAAUUCAGGAGGCCUUGAUGGCACUUACUGUCCGUCAGCCUGGCUCAUAUCUGGAUCACCUUCUGUUUGAGAUCAGUGAUGUUACAGAUAUUGCUAGGUUUAAGACCGCCUGGGAUCAAACGGUCCAGAUGUGCGGCAACCUGCGAACCAGAAUCUUCCACCAUCAAGGCGAAACUAUGCAAGUCAUUGUGCAGAAUGACAAAACCUGGGACUUGGCCACGGGAGCCUCGAUGCGUGAGUUUAGAAAGAGCAUUGAGAGACAGCCUAUGGGAUAUGGCACAAGGCUUUGCCGUUAUGCUGUUGUGAAGGAAUCAGGAAAGCACUACUUCGCCCUCGCCAUCCACCAUGCCGUGUACGAUGGCUGGACUAUGAACGUAAUGCUCCGAACGUUAGUUCAGAACUACUUCGGACAUGCUACUUCUGUUCAUCCAUAUUCCAGGUUUGUUAAGUACACCAUGGCUGUUGGCGAGGAGGCCCAGCGUAGCUACUGGGAGAAGUAUCUUUCGGGCGUGCCACACACCCCCUUUCCUCACAACAGUACAUCGGCAGAGUGCAAGACGCAGACGAGUGUCAAGGCCCUUAGAUUCCCAAGGUCAACCAGCAGUACAGUCACUAUGGCUACCAUCAUACGUGCUGCCUGGGCCAUUAUUGUUGGAAGGCACUGCGAUACAGACGAUGUUGUGUUUGGUAUGACAAUGUCUGGCCGGCAGGCACCUGUUCCUGGUAUUGGCGAUAUUCCGGGUGUAGCUAUUGCUACUCUUCCAAUACGUACUCGCCUUGAUAGGACCAAACCAGUUUCUCAGUAUCUUCGCGAUAUUCAGGCUGAAGGCUCCGAGAUGGUUCCAUUCGAGCAGUAUGGUCUCCAGAAGAUUGCCAGAAUCAACUCCGAGACGCAGGAGGCUAGCAAGUUCCAGAACCUGCUCGUAAUUCAACCGUUUUCGGUCUUGGACGCUCUUUCGGAAUCAUCUGAGGGUAUUCUGCGACCCAUCGAACGCAUUGGAGAUACGGAGUAUGCCACCAUGGAAGGCUACUUCAAUUUUCCACUUGUUGUGCAAUGCUACAUCUCCGAUCGCGAGUCGCAUCUCCAUGUGACUUAUGACUCAAGCGUUAUUUCCUCCACCAAUGUCGAUGCCCUUACUGAGCAGUUGAACCACGUCAUUCAUCAACUAUUGACAGAGAAUAAUAAGGCCUUGGAAGCCGACGAAACUACGCUUGGAGACAUCUCAGUCAGCGGUCAAUGGGAUCUUGAACGCGCUGUGGAAGCAAACUCUGUUACGCCAACCGUAAUCGAGAAGUGCGCUCAUGAAAUCAUCGAGGAGCGAGCGCAGGCAACUCCUGACGCGCUUGCCAUUGUGGCCUGGGAUGGAAAGUUUACCUACGGGGAGUUUGACAAAGCAGCUAACAGACUGGCUCAUCACCUUGUUUAUGUCAUGGGUGUAAAGACCGGCGACUUUGUCCAUACAUGCUUUGAACACUGCGUUUGGCAUUUCAUUUCGUUCCUAGCUAUCAACAAGGCUGGCGCUGCUUGGGUUCCUCUUGAUCCAGCCCACCCCAAGGCCCGUUUAGCUCAGAUCAUCUCUCAGACUGGCGCCACCCUUGCGCUGACAUCUGAGACAAACGAGGCGCUCUGUAAGCAGGUCAUCGAUCAAACCCUUGUGAUAUCCAGAGACUUUUAUAAUGAUCUUAAAUCCACCCAUGAUGAUAAGCUGGGUAAGCCCAAGGUGGAAGUGACACCCAGCCACCCAGCUUAUGUGCUCUUCACAUCUGGAAGCACGGGUACUCCGAAGGGCUUCGUAAUUGAACACCGGUCGCUCUCUAGCGGCCAAACCAGGGCAGGGAAGUGGCUCGGAGUCACGCCCAAUGUCCGCAUUCUCCAGUUUGCGUCGUUGGUCUUCGAUCUGUCAAUUGGAGAAAUUUUCACAGCUCUGUUCCAUGGUGCUUCUAUUGCCGUACCUUCUGAGGAGACUCGUAUGAAUAGCAUCAAGGACUUCAUUCGAGACUAUAACGUCACAUGGGCAUACCUCACUCCAUCGUUCACCCGGUUUCUCAGCGCCGAAGAGCUACCCAACCUUGAGCUGCUGAUGCUCGCUGGCGAGGCUAUCCCUCGCGACGUAUUUGAGAAUUGGGUUGGCAAGCUCCGCUUAAUAAAUGCUUGGGGCCCUGCGGAGGCCUGCUGCUUUGCAUCCUUCCACGAAUGGACAUCAUCAGACGAGUCGUCUUUGACGAUUGGCCGGCCUGUUGGUACAUAUUGCUGGAUUGUUGAUCCUAACGAUCCUCAGCGCCUUGCGCCAUUCGGAAGUGCUGGCGAAGUCGUGAUUCAAAGUCCUCAGCUCUUGAGGGAAUAUCUAUCGGAUCCUGCCAAAACAAAGUCUGCCACAGUGACUGAGCUGCCCCUGUGGGCACCGAAGCGGGAUCAGCCCUACCUCAACCGCUUCUUCAAGACGGGCGAUCUUUGUUCUUAUAACCCUGAUGGCACGCUCGAGUUUAUCUCGCGAAAAGAUACCCAGAUCAAGAUUCGCGGCCUUCGAGUAGAGCUGGGAGAGGUUGAGCAUCAUGUGCAGGAGAAGCUCUCAGUGGCCCGGCAGUCGGCUGUGGAUGUUUUCAAAGGAGAGAAGGGUUCCAGCCUGGUUGCAUAUUUCUCUCUGACUGAUGACACUAGUCCAGCAACUGAUGAUGAAGAUAUCUUCUUACCUCUCACACAUGAACUGCAAGGACAUAUCAUCUCGUUAAUUAGCCAGCUAUCCAUCGAAUUGCCGGGUUACAUGAUUCCAGAUCUUUUCAUUCAUUGCAGCAAGCUGCCGUCAAACAUCUCUACCAAAUUGGAUAGGAAGGCACUGAAGAAGAGAACUGCUGCCUUAACGAGGGACCAGUUGGCUCACUAUGCUCUUGUCGAUAGCAACAAGCGACCUCCUGAGACGGAGAUUGAAUCCAGCCUCCAGUUGAUCUGGGCAGAGCUACUCAAUCUGGACCGGGAGGCAAUUGGUCGCGACGAUAGCUUCCUCCGCAUUGGUGGUGACUCGAUCAUGGCAGUGUACCUUGUCGCUGCAGCGCGCGAUAUUGGCCUGUACCUCACUGUGAAGACCAUUUUCAGUGAUCCUCGCCUUUCGAGCGUGGCUGCCAAUUGUGAAGCGAAGGACUCAUCUAGUGUGCCUGACUGGAGUAAUGUGAAGCCAUUCUCACUUAUCGAGGCUGCUAGCCGUGAAGAAGUUGUUGCUUCUGUCAGGACACAGAGUGACUUGUCUCCAGAGCAGGAGGUUGAAGAUGUCUACCCCUCUACACCCUUGCAACAAGGUCUGAUGGCUUUGUCCGUUAAGCAGCCUGGGUCAUAUAUUGCGAAGUGGGUUCACCGGCUGUCUGACGAUGUUGAUGUCGCAUCCUUCAAGACUGCCUGGGAGAAAACCGUUGAGGAAUGUCCCAACUUGCGUACACGUAUGAUAAAUACGUUGGAUACUACCCUUCAAGCGAUUGUGACCAAUGAUAUUUCAUGGGAGUCUACCUCUGGAAUGGACCUCGGCGCAUUUAUGAAGUUUGCUGGGCAAACGGAAAUGACCUUUGGAUCCAGACUUCACAGGUACGCCUUGGUAGAGGAAGGGAAUGGCGAUCGCUAUUUUGUCUGGGUCGCGCAUCAUGCUAUUUACGAUGGAUGGACCAUGCGCUUGAUCUUCAGCAUGCUCGCCGACAACUAUAUGGGCAUAGAUUCACUGAAAAUCAACCCGUACUCAUCCUUCAUCAAGUACACUGAAAGUCUAGAUAUCGACUCCGCCAAAAUGUUCUGGGGCUCUCAAUUGGAGGGUGCGAAACAUGCACCCUACCCGCAGGUUCCUGUCUCGAGGAGCUCUGACUCUGAGCGAACCUUCCGGCUCUUGCGAAAGAACAUGGAAUUUCCGUCGCUUACCGACACUUCGAUUACGAAAGCUACUAUCCUUCGAGCUGCUUGGGCUGUUGUCUUGGGACGUUACUGUGAUACCGAAGAUAUUUGCUUUGGAACGACCGUGUCUGGUCGCCACGCCCCUGUGCCUGGCGUGGGUGAAAUGCCCGGACCGAUGAUUUCUACACUUCCUGUGCAUAUAGUCAUGGACAGCGAGAAGUCUGUAUCCUCAUUCCUUUACGAUAUUCAGAAUCAAGCGGCCGAGAUGGUUGCGUACGAGCAGUUCGGUUUGCAAAACAUUGGCAAACUGGAUAUUUCCAUUCAAGAAGCUUGUAAUUUCUCCAGUCUUCUCGUUAUUCAGCCUUUCGAACAAAUGGGUGCCAUUGGAACCAACUCGGAUGCAAUUCUUCAGCUGGAUGCUUCCGCAAAACAUGGAACUGAGGAUACCCUGCAAGGCUACUUUAGUUAUCCGCUGGUUGUUCAGUGCGAGCCAUACGAAGAUCAGUUGGAUCUUAUCUUGACGUUCGAUUCUAACAUUGUGAAGCAAGAAGAUAUGGAGCGUCUCUCGAAUCAUUUUCAACAUGUGGUGAAACAGUUACUAGCCCAGGAUAACCGAAGACUUGGUGAUAUCUCAGUCUCAUCCCCGUGGGACCUUGACCAGGCCGUUAAGUUCAACGGAGAGGUCCCUCAAGUAGUAGAAAGCACACUUCAUGAGAUGAUUGAAGAUCAGGUCCGAAUUAGGCCACAUGAGUCUGCUAUCGUGGCCUGGGAUCGACAAUUGACAUAUUCAGAGCUUGAUGUCUUAGCGAACAAACUGGCUCGAACGCUGAGAGAUACCUACACGGUACAAAUCGGAGACUUCGUCCCGGUGUGCUUUGAAAAGUCUGCCUGGCACUUUGUUUCUAUUCUUGCAAUAAUGAAGUGCGGAGCUGCUUGGGUGCCUCUUGACCCUGGAUAUCCUCUGGAGCGUAUGAGGAACAUUGUGCAUCAAACGAAAGCAAAGAUUAUUCUAGCUUCGCCCACUAACCUGGCGACCUGCAAAAAGCUUGUUGGAGAGGUUCUAGAAGUAUCGGCAAGCCUGGAGAGGACUUCCCAAGAGCUUGGGCUCUCUGGCGAAGCACUGAAUGUCGAAGUUCUCCCUGACCACGCCGCAUAUGUACUCUUCACAUCAGGAAGUACAGGCGUGCCAAAGGGACUCGUAAUGCAGCAUGCAGCGGUAUGCAGUGCCCAGCGAGCGAUUGCGGAGAGACUUGGACUCGAGCCAGCCGCAAGGAUGCUUCAAUUUGCCUCAUUCGUUUUUGACCUGUCGAUUGGUGAGAUCUUUGCACCCCUGAUAACAGGAGCUUCUCUUUGUAUUCCCUCAGAGCACGACCGACUCAAUGACCUGGCUGGCUUUAUCUCUACGACACGAGCUACUUGGAGUUUCCUUACACCAUCUUUCGCUAGAACCCUCAAGCCGGAGAUGGUGCCGUCUCUUGAACUUUUGUUGUUUGCAGGAGAAGCCGUUCCCCGAGACGUUUUUGAAGUUACGCUUCAUGAGUGGCAUUCUGAUAAAGAAUCUCCUCUUACAAUAGGCCGCCCGGUUGGGUCUUUCUGCUGGAUAGUUGAUCCUGAAAACCCACAAAGGUUAGCUCCUCUAGGCACUGCAGGCGAAGUGGUUAUUCAAGGCCCUACACUACUACAAGAGUACCUUGCAGACAGAGCUAAGACUGAUGCGACUACCGUUCGUUUGUUACCUAUCUGGGCUCCUUCCUCCACUGUUCCUCGCUUCGAUAGGUUCUUCAAGUCUGGGGAUUUGGGCUUCUAUAACGACGACGGCACUAUUGAGUUUUUAACUCGAAAAGACACACAAGUCAAGAUUAGGGGACUUAGGGUUGAACUGAGCGAAGUCGAGCACCAGAUCAAGUCCCAUCUUUCAGAUGCCUCCCAGGUUGCGGUUGACGUCUUCCAAGGAGCAGCGGGCGCGAACCUGGUGGCUUAUAUCUGCUUUACCAACGCAACUCGCACAGCUGAACCUUCUAGUGAGGACAUGUUCGUCCCUAUCCAACCGAGCAUCCAACAACAGAUCUCUAUCAUGCUCAGCAAGCUUGCUGUUACCCUUCCGCGAUAUAUGGUUCCGACAAUGGCUAUAACUUGUAACUAUAUGCCAUUUGUGACAUCUUCAAAGCUUGACAGGAAGAGGUUACGAGAAGAAACUGCCAAGCUUAACAUUGAGCAGUUGAACCACUACUCACUAAUUGAUGCAGAGAAGCGGGAACCACAGACACCUACUGAAGUCAGGCUCCAAGAGUUGUGGGCAAAGAACCUGAAGAUCCCGGCUGAAUCAAUCGGUCGGGAUGACAGCUUCCUUCGUAUUGGUGGUGACUCAAUUUCGGCCAUCCUCUUCGUCAGCGCUGCACGAGAGAAUGGAAUGAUGAUUCAAGUGAAGGAUAUUUUUGACGAUCCGAGGCUGUCCGCCGUGGCAGAGAAGGUUGUUGAAAUCCAGGCGACAGAUAACUCUAGACCGCCUACGCCUUUUAGCCUACUUCACAUUUCGAAGGAAUUGGUUGAUGAAGCUAUUCUCAAAAUCAACGAGCUCCCUGCUUCUGCAAGCAUUUCCGACGCUUACCCCUGCACUGCUUUGCAGGCGGGCUUGAUGGCACUUUCACUCACGCAGCCAAUGUCUUAUGUCGCUCGAUACGUACACCGCAUCCCAGGCUCAGUGGACAUAUCACAGCUUCGAGAGGCUUGGGAGAAGACAGUGAGACUUUGCAGCAAUCUGAGAACUCGUAUUGUUCUUGUCUCGGGAAUGAGUAUCCAGGUUGUGGUUGAAAAAGAUUCGAUUUGGGAGUCGGAAACCACAAGCAGCCUUGACUCAUUCAUGGCCGAGAGCAAGCAGACGACGAUGACAUACGGCUCUAAGCUCUGCCGCGCAGCGCUCAUCCAGCAGGCGAAUGGAGAGAAUUAUUUUGCUUGGGCUGUUCAUCACUCAGUCUCGGACGGUUUUACUCUCAGAAUGGUCAUGGAAACCUUUUAUUCUUUGUAUAGCAAGACCCCAGGACCUCAGUUGAGAUCGUACUCGUCCUUCAUCCAGCAUGUUUCCAGCAUUGAUCAUGAGGUUGCUGUCAAAUAUUGGAGGGACCAACUUGAAAGUGUGAGGCCGCCCUCUUUCCCUGCCAAGCAGAAGCUUUCAGGAAGUAAGACAACCAGAGUCCUAUAUAAGGAUGUCAACUUCACGCGAUCCGACUUGUCUGUGACACAGGCUACUCUUAUUCGCGCCGCAUGGGCUAUCGUGCUUAGCAGAUACAGUGAUACACCUGACAUUUGCUUUGGAGCAACUAUUUCAGGGCGCCAGGCACCGGUAGAUGGUAUUACCAACAUGCCUGGCCUCGCAAUUGCGACGGUUCCUGUCCGUGUGCAGGUCGACAACGAUAGACAGAUCAAUGACUUCCUUCACACCGUUCAAAAGCAAGCCGCCGAGAUGACUGCUUAUGAGCAAUUUGGAUUGCAAAACAUCUCAAAGUUAGGGAGAGAUGCCCAGGAGGCUUGCGAUUUUACAAGUCUCCUUGUCGUCCAGCCCUAUGAGCAGAUGUUUGGAAAUAUGAGCAACGAAUUCAUUUUUGGACCCGAUAAUGAGGUCUAUAGCACUGAGGACGACAUGGAAGGAUAUUUCAACUAUCCUCUUGUAACGAUUGCAAACAUCAUGCCUGAUAAAAUCAAAUUGCAGUUCGUAUAUGAUGCAGAGGUCAUCAGUCCAGCACAGAUGGACGCUCUCUCACAGCACUUUGAUCAUGUAACCCAGCAGAUUCUUCAGCCAGGAACUAAGAGUCUUGGUUCUGUCUCCGUUUCGGGACCGUGGGAUCUCCAAAGAGCGAAGGGGUGGAAUCCAAACCAACCACGAUCAAUUCGAGCUUGCAUUCAUCACCUUAUUUCCCAACGUGCUUCACAGGAUCCUACACAAGAAGCCAUAUACUCAUCAGAAGGCAGUCUCACAUUUGGAGAGCUCGAUAGCCUUUCCAAUACUUUUGCUCGCUAUCUCGUCUCACACGGAGUGGAGCUGGAGACUAUUGUUGCAUUCUGCUUUGAAAAAUCCAUUUGGACUAUUAUCGCAAUGCUUGGUAUCCUAAAAGCCGGUGGUACAUUCGUGGCUCUCGACCCUGCUCAGCCAGAACAGCGCAGGAGAACUAUCAUUCAGGAGACAGGCUCCAAGUACAUUGUGACCUCGCCCAAGCUAGCUCGUAUAUGUGAAGGCAUGGUGCCGAAUGUUAUUGAGCUUUCGCUUUCUUUCCUCGAAAGACUUCCUAGGCUCACCGAGUCAGCAAAGAAGAUUGCAUUGCCCCAGUCUUCUCCUGAUCACACCGCAUACAUCAUCUUCACAUCUGGUUCCACAGGAACACCCAAGGGCAUCAUCGUGAAACACUCAUCUGUCUGCACUUAUGUGUUAGGUGCUGAUCGCAUAUACGCAUUAGACAGCAACACACGAAUGCUACAGUUCUCCAAUUACGUGUUUGAUGUCAGCAUGGGAGAAAUCCUCGAGACUUUGGCUAUGGGCGGAACAAUCUGCACUCCAUCGGAACAGGAGCGCCUGGAGUCUCUACCUCGAUUCAUGGAGAAGGCCAAGGUAAACACAGCCAUGCUUACACCAUCCUAUAUUAAGACAAUGGAACCGGUAGACGUACCUUCUCUCAAGCUCUUGGUCACUACCGGAGAACCAUCGACUAGGGAUAUUGUGAAGAAUUGGCAGCCUCAUGUGAGGCUUAUCAAUUCGUAUGGGCCCGCGGAGGUAACCAUCAAUGUUGGUGCUUAUGAGUACCAGUCGCCCGAGGACCAAGUCACUAACAUAGGCCGCGCUUGGGGAGGUCACAUGUGGGUUGUUGAACCGGACAAUCAUAACAGAAUUGCUCCAAUCGGUUGUAUCGGCGAGAUUCUGAUUCAAAGAGAUAUCUCACAGGGCUAUCUCAACAACGCAGAGAAGGCGAGUCAAAACUACAUUAAAGCUGUUGACUUCCUAUCUGUGGAGGACCCAUCCGUUAAGUUCUAUAAGUCUGGGGACUUGGGACGAUAUAAUAUGGAUGGAACUGUUGAGAUUAUUGGCCGUCGCGAUACCCAGGCCAAGCUUCGUGGUCAGCGUUUGGAACUUGGCGAGAUCGAGUAUCAUAUCAGGCAACAGUAUGAUGACAUUGAGCUUGUGGCCGCUGACGUGAUGCCUGUCAGAUCCCGUGCAACCCUGGUUGCAUUCGUAAGUUUCAAACCCGGGUUCGAUUCGUUCCAGCCAUCAGAGCUUCCUUUGCCGUUCAUGCAGCCAAGCGAAAGCUUGAUGCAUAGAUUGAACGCGCUUGUCGAGAGUUUGCGAGCUAUUCUCCCAGGAUACAUGGUUCCUUCUUUUUUCAUGACUCUUGAUUCGAUGCCCCUGAACACAUCGUCGAAACUGGACCGCAAGCGGGUGAAAAUGCUCGCAUCGGCCUUGAACCAGGAGCAAAUGGACCUUUACUCUCUCGAAAAUGCCGAAAAGAUCCAAGCAACCACGAGCAGAGAGUUGCGGCUGCGGGCUUUGUGGUCCCAAAUUUUGGAACUAGACGAAGAGAGUAUUGGAAAGAGGGACAACUUCUUCCAAAAUGGAGGUAGCUCCAUCUUAGCUAUUCAACUGAUGUCUCUUGCCCAGAGGCAUGGCAUCUUAUUAUCUGUUGCCAGUGUUUUCGCACACCCAAGUCUUGAAGAAAUGGCAUUAAGUAUGAAGGAGGAGCAAGCCUCGGAGACUGCUACCAUUCAACCGUUCAGUAUGCUGCCAUUAGCCGAGGGGAUUGUGAAGAGUGAAGUCCAAAGCCAAAGUGAGAUAUCUUCACUUGUGGAGUUUGAAGACAUGAUGCCAACCACGUCGCUUCAAGAAGGGCUUAUGGCACUUAACCUGAAGCAAUUUUCCUCUUACACUGCAUAUAUUCCUUUCCGGAUUGCCGAAUCAGUCAACAUCGACAAACUCAAAGCUGCGUGGGAGCAAACUGUGCAGAUCUGCACUAAUCUGCGGACAAGGAUCUUUCAUGUUCAAGGACACACUCUUCAAGCCAUUGUCAAGGAGCAGGUGAUCUGGGAAGAAUGUGAAGACUCCUCACUGCGAGGGUUUAAGAAACAUAUUGAGUCUAAGCCUAUGGGCUACGGAUCAAGACUCUGUAGAUACGCUAUUGUUAACGACAACGGGCAUUCCUAUUUCGCGCUGGCUAUCCAUCAUGCUGUGUACGAUGGGUGGAGCUUAGGUUUAGUUUUACGGACCGUUCUGAACCUUUAUCUUGGAACUGAAGCCCCGACUAUUCAGCCAUACUCUGGCUUCAUUUCGUACAUCAGCCAGCUGGACGAGGACAGCAUGUACAAUUACUGGAGAGAAUACCUCCAGGGCUCGGUACAAGCCUCCUUCCCCGCCAAAAAGGCCAACGGACCGAGCGAGUCUCGCACCUGUAUCAAACCAAUCACGUUCCCUGAAUCCACGGACAAUACGAUCACGAGGGCCACGAUCGUACGAGCCGCAUGGGCCAUAAUACUUAGCAAGUACUGUGAAACUGACGAUGUUACGUUCGGAAUGACACUUUCGGGGCGUCAGGCCACAGUUCCUGGUGUGAUAGAAAUGGCUGGUUUGACUAUCACCACAGUCCCUAUCCGGGUCCAGAUUGAGAAUAAGAGACGCGUCUCCGAAUUCCUACACGAUAUCCAGACUAAAGCUUCGGCUAUGAUUCCAUACGAACAAUAUGGAUUGCAGAGAAUCUCAAAGACAAGCCCAGAAGCUCAACAGGCUUGCGAUUUCAGAAGUCUGCUUGUUGUUCAGCCCUUCUCCGCGCUUGAUGCAAUGGACGAAACUUCAGAAGAGAUCCUAGAGCGAUCAAAUGACCCUGAUCUUGAGGACUUUUUCAACUAUCCUCUUGUGAUUCAAUGCGAGAUGUCUGACUCUAAGGCCGAGUUGCACAUUACGCACGAUUCCCAAGUUAUCGAUAGUGGCCGGAUUGAUGCCCUCUCUGUCCAUUUCCAGAAUGUCGUCAACCAGUUAUUGCCAGAGAGUCAAAACGACAUUGAAGACGUAGAUCUCACUUCUUCUUGGGACUUUGAGAAAGCUUUGGAAUGGAAUGGAAACCCGGCAAAAACGGCACACACGUGCUGGCACGAAGUCUUCCGAGCUAAUGCCAGAUCCUAUCCUCACGAUGUUGCUGUCAAUGGAUGGGAUGGCUCUCUGACAUACCAACAGUUGGAUCAGACAACGGAUAGGCUUGCACAUCAUCUGAUUCACUCACAUCAUAUCCAACAAGGAGACAUGGUAGUUGUAUGUUACGAGAAAUCACUUUGGUAUACUGUAUGCAUUUUGGCUGUUAGUAAAGCUGGAGCAGCUUGGGUCCCAAUUGAUCCGUCUCAUCCUAGACAACGUCACAAGUCUAUCAUCAACCAAACGGAUGCCAGAAUUGCUCUUGCUUCGUCGAUGUAUUUCGAAUACUGCCAGAUGAUUAUCGGGACCGUGCUGGAGGUGACGCCUGAGCUUGAAGCGCAGCUGCAGCAGGACCUCACUUCAGAAGAUGUUUCUCUCCCUCAGGUAUCUCCGAAGAGUAUCGCCUAUGUGCUAUUUACAUCUGGAAGUACCGGUACUCCAAAGGGAUUUGCAAUUGAACAUUGCUCCCUGGCGACUAGCCAGCUCACUCUAUGGGAAAAGCUGUCUAUACCGCACGACGCCCGGGUCUUACAAUUUGCAUCCCAUGUGUUUGAUUUUGCGAUCUGUGAAAUAAUCGGCUCAUUGAUGGAAGGAGUUGCGAUAUUCGUCCCUUCGGAACAAGACCGAAUGAGCAACCUGGUCGACUUUAUUAAUACAAAUGGAAUUGACUCGUUGUUCUUGACGCCGUCAUUCGUUCGCACACUGCCCAUAUCAGAACUUCCUCGCGUCAACCUGUUGUUCCUCGCCGGCGAGACUGUUACAAAGGAUAUCUUGGAUACAUGGUUUGAGCAAGCCCGUAUCUUCAACGCAUGGGGCCCAGCAGAAACCGUUGUUUGUAACACCGUUCAUCAAUAUCGUUCAGUUCACGACUCGCCGGCCAACAUUGGCAAGUCAACUGGCGGGUUCUGUUGGAUCGUAGAUCCCCAGAACCCCCAUAAACUAUCACCAAUAGGAACCGUUGGUGAAGUUGUAAUUCAAGGUCCAACAAUCAUGCGUCAUUAUGUUGGCGAUGAGGUCAAAACCCACAACACAGUUAUACCAGCGCCCGAAUGGGCACCGUUCCAUGAUGUUCCUGGAUGGGAUCGAAUUUUCAAGACCGGAGAUCUUUGCUAUUAUAACUCGGAUGGAACUAUGGACUUCUUGUCCCGAAAGGAUACCCAAGUGAAGAUUCGGGGCCUCAGGGUCGAACUUGGCGAGAUCGAGUACCACAUCCGGCAUUCACUUUCUGAUGUUGUUCAGGUGGCUGUUGACGUGAUUACUUCCACCAACGCUUCACAGCUAGUAGCUUACAUUUGUUUCACGGAUGAGGCACGCCUGGAAUACAAUCCAGAUGACGUUUUCUUCCAACUUUCAUCGGGUCUCUAUGACGAAAUGGUUGAGCUACUCGGAAAGCUUGGCUCGCUUCUCCCCACCUAUAUGUUGCCAUCAAUCUUUAUUCCUUGCAACUUUAUGCCCUCUAUAACAUCUACCAAUCAGUCACAGCUUUCGCACUAUUCCCUGGUCAAUGCAACAAAGCGAAAGCCAGACACCCCAAUGGAACGCCGCCUCCAACACAUCUGGGCCCAUAUACUCGGUCUUUCUGAAGAUACCAUUGGGAAGGACGACAGCUUUAUUCGUAUUGGUGGAGAUUCUGUGACCGCAAUUUAUCUAUCCAGCGCGGCGAGAAAAUCCGGAAUCGACCUCCAGGUUAAGGACAUCUUUGACGAUCCCCGCCUCUGUGCGGUUGCGGAAAAGGCUGUCAUGGUUGGGUCGGUAACGGAAACGAGCGAAAUGAUUAAGCCCUUUGAGUUGUUGGAUUUUGAUAUUUCCUCCCACCAGUACAAAAUACGUCAAACCUGUGGCCUGAGAGACGAUCAGAUUAUCGAGAAUGCUAUGCCUGUCACUCCACUCCAGGAGGGUUUCAUCGCUUUGUCAGUGAAACAGCCUGGAUCUUAUAUCGGAAGAUGGAUCUAUCGCCUAGGUGACAACGUAAACAUUCACCGCUUCAAAGAGGCCUGGGAAGCAACUAUUCGACGCUGCAACAAUACACGGAGUAGAAUGGUUGCUGUCGCUGGCCGAACGGUACAGGUCUACAUCAAAGAUGAUAUCCAGUGGGAAGAUACCUCGAGAUUCAACCUAGAAGAAUUCCUUGAGAAAUCUCGAAGUAUUGAGAUGACUCUUGGGAGCCGCCUGAACCGGUAUGCCCUUAUCCAAGAAUCAGCAGGUGACAACUUCUUUGUCUUCCUUGCCCAUCAUUCCAUCUACGAUGGGUGGACAAUGCGCAUUAUUCUCGAUACCGUGUCCAAAGAGUAUGAGUCUCUAACUACAACCAUACAACCCUUUGACCAUUUCAUCAAGUAUGUCAGUGCUAUCGACAAAAAGGCUGCUGAGGAUUACUGGAGCACUCAGCUACAAGGUGCCAAGCGUGCUGGAUUCCCACGCACCGCAAAGGCCCUUGGGGUCAGCAAGGUGAAGAACCGAGUCGUCGACUUGAAAGCCACGAGCAUCUCCGUGACAAAAGCCACAUUAGUUCGAGCGGCAUGGGCACUGGUUCUGGCUAGAUAUGCUGACACCGAGGAUAUAUGCUUUGGAACAUCUAUUUCUGGCCGUCAAGCUGCUGUCCCUGGAAUUGGUGACAUGGCUGGCCCAGCAGUUGCAACAGUUCCUAUCCGUAUUCGCUUGAACAAGGAAACCCCCGUUGCUGAGUUUUUAAAUGAGAUUCAAGUCCAAGCGGCCGACAUGAUACCAUUUGAGCAAACUGGUAUUCAGAAUAUUGCAAAGCUAAGUGAUGAAACUAGAGAGGCUUGCGACUUUUCGAGUCUGCUCGUCAUUCAGCCUGUUGAAGCUAUGGGUAAAGUCGGAAAGAACUCUGAGAGUCUUCUGAUAACUGUAAACGACGAUUACGAGGAUAUAAGCCAAUCAAUGAAUGGCUACUACACUAUGCCUCUUGUCAUGCAAGCACUACUGUCGGAAACCGAGCUGUGUCUUGAUGUCACCUAUGAUACAGCGAUAAUUUCUGAAGCCCAAGCUACAGGUCUCGUCAAUCAGAUGGAACAUGUCAUGAAUGCGCUUCUUACAAGUCAGGAGGAGCCACUUGCAAAUCUCGCAGUUGCCGGGGAAUGGGAUCUCGCCCAGGCUAUGAAGUUCAACAGUAACAUGCCUGAGGUCAUAGAAUCCACUUUCCACGAAAUAGUAGAGGGAUAUUCAGCAAGCAAUCCGGACUCUAUGGCCGUCAAUGCUUGGGAUGCAUCAUUUACGUACAAGGAAUUGAAUGACAGAGCCAACCGCCUGGCUAGUUAUCUCAUAGUACGAAACCUUGUGAAGCCGAGAGACCUUGUCCAUGUUUGUUUUGAGAAGUCAGCUUGGUAUCUGGUAGCCAUCCUGGCUAUCAACAAGGCCGGUGCGGCAUGGGUACCGCUCGACCCAUCUCAUCCUGAGCAAAGGAGAAAGCAAGUUGUUUUACAGACGGGUGCUACGUUGAUGCUUGCCUCACCAAGCAACGCUGAAGCGGCUGAAGAAUUGGUUGAGACCGUCAUCCAGGUGUCUGCUGAACUGGACAGCGAGUUGAUCAAUCGCAAGGAUGUACUAACAUCGGAAAUUGCCCUCGAUGUGUCACCAUCUGACGCUUGCUAUGUUCUCUUCACGUCUGGAUCAACUGGUACACCUAAGGGUUUUGUCAUCGAGCAUAUGUCGCUGUGUACCACUCAGAAGGCAUUUUCAACCCGUCUUGGGAUGACUUCCGAAGCCAGGGUCCUUGCAACCGCGUCCCAUGUAUUCGAUAUGUCUGUCGGGGAGAUAGUCUUUGGCCUCUUGGCCAGGGCUACAGUAUGUGUGCCAUCCGAAUCAGACAGGAUGAAUGACUUAGCGGCCUUCGUUCGCAAUCACCGAGUCACCUGGACUUGGCAAACGCCGGCAUUUGCUCGUGCUAUGAGUCCAGAGACGAUGCCAUGUUUGGAAGUCAUGGUGCUAGCAGGUGAAUCUGUCGGUCGCGAUAUCUUCGAGAUUUGGUUUAGCAAAGUCCGACUAAUAAAUGGCUGGGGGCCGGCCGAGACUUGCUGCCUUAGCUCUCUGCAUGAGUGGACAUCUCCAACGGAAUCGCUCUCGGCCAUUGGAACUCCCUUGGCGGAGUUCUGCUGGAUCGUGGAACCUGGUAACCCGAACAGGCUUGCCCCAAUUGGCACUGUUGGCGAGGUAGUAAUUCAAGGUCCGACAUUGCUUCGAGAGUAUCUAAACAAUCCCGAACAAUCAGCGAGAUCAAUAAUCACGGAUCUGCCAGAAUGGGUCCCAAAUAGACAACAAUGGAACCGAUUCUAUCUUACUGGCGACCUGUGUUCAUAUAAUAACCAAGGAUCUCUGGAGUUUGUUAGCCGCAAGGACAAUCAAGUCAAGAUCCGGGGCAUGCGUAUUGAGCUAGGGGAAGUGGAACACCAAAUUCAAUCUCUGCUGCCACCCGAAUGCCAAAUUGCGGUAGAUAUUCUGAAAGGCACUUCUGGGUCUACCUUGGUGGCAUAUAUCUGUUUCACUCAGGCGGCAAAGCAUGCUGGUUCCAGUGAUGACUGGAGUGAUUUGUUUACUCAGACAGAUUCUUCCUUCCUGCAGACGAUAUCUGGCGUUCUUCACGAGCUAGAAAUGGCCCUUCCUGGGUACAUGAUCCCAUCAUUGUUUGUGCCAUGCCAGUACAUGCCCUUUAUCACUUCAACAAAACUCGCGAGACGUAUUUUGCUCGAAGAGAUGGCCAAUCUAUCCCCAGAGCAGUUGAAUCAGUACUCUCUCUCCAACAUCGAUAAGCACGCACCAGAGACGGCUACUGAACUCCAACUGCAGUCAAUCUGGGCACAAGUGCUGAGCAUUCCGGCCGACAGCAUUGGCCGUGAUGAUAGCUUUCUACGCAUUGGUGGAGAUUCAAUCACUUGCAUCAUGCUUUGCAACGCUAUGCGAGAGAAUGGUCUCUCGAUUGAGGUUAGAGAUAUUUUUGAGGACCCUCGCCUUCAUGCUGUUGCGCGCAAGGCCAUCCCAGCUGAACCGUCAACGGGUCUCGGUCAUCCAGAGCCGUUCAGUCUCCUUCCUGCACCAUAUGGUGAUCUCAAAGCUUCCAUGCUUCGUGAAAUGAAGCUGCCAGGUGGUGUUGAUAUUUCUAAUAUGUAUCCUUGUACACCACUUCAGGAAGGACUAUUGGCCUUGUCAGUUACCCAGCCAAAAUCGUACAUUGCUCGCCAUGUGUAUAGUAUACCUGCUUCGGUUGACAUUUAUCGCCUCAAGAGAGCAUGGGAGCGAACUGUGGAACUCUGUGUAAACCUUCGAACGAGAAUUUUAUUGAACAGUGGCACAGCAAUUCAGUGCGUCCUCGACAAUGAGCCCGUUUGGGAGAUUAAAAAUCCAGACAGUCUUCUUGCCUUCUUGGAGCGGAGCCGAGACAUUCGAAUGACAUAUGGAUCUCGCCUGAACCAAUUCGCCAUCAUUGAAGAGCCUACCGGCUCAAAAUACUUUGUUACAAUUACGCAUCAUUCUGUCACUGAUGGCUGGACACUCCGACUAGUGAUGGGCACGUUCUAUGCACUCUACACGGAGACAACCGGAAUCAACUUGCAGCCAUACUCGAGCUUUGUCAACUACAUUAUGAAGCUUGAUCAAGGUGUUUCUCGUGAAUACUGGGAAAGGCAGCUUUCCGGAUCCAGGAAAUUAUCUUUCCCUCCAACAACAAAGACUAGCCACAGUGUCCGAUCGGACGUAUUGUAUCACGAUGUUAGCUUGUGCAAACCCGAAGAUGAGGCCAUUACUCAGGCCACUGUCGUAAGAGCAGCUUGGGCUAUUCUUCUAGGACGGUACAGCGAUACAAGCGAUGUUUGCUUCGGUACUACUGUUUCCGGUCGCCAAGCAGCCCUCCCUGGCAUCACUGAUAUGCCUGGGAUCACACUCGCAACUGUUCCCGUUCGCAUCCAACUCGAUGCAAAGCUUACGGUUGGGGAUUUCCUAAGAGACAUUCAAAACAAAGCUUCAGAAAUGACAAGUUACGAACAAUUCGGCAUCCAAAAUAUUGCAGGCCUCAGCCAGGAUAUAAAAGAAGCGAUAGAUUUCACAAGUCUACUCGUGAUCCAACCAAUCGACCAAAUGUUCAAUACUAAAACGGACAACGAAUUUGUUGAGGCUAUUGAUGACUCGACUUACAAUGUCGACAGUGAUAUGAAUGGAUACUUCAGCUACCCCCUGGUUGUAAUGGCCAAUCUGUAUUCUGAAAAGGUUCAAUUACAGAUUGUCUAUGAUGAAGACCUCCUGACCCGCGAUGCAAUCGAAGGCUUUGCGAACCAAUUUGGCCACAUUGUCCAACAGCUCAUUGAACAUACUACAAGCUCCCUGGAGUCAAUUUCUAUAGCUGGUCCAUGGGAUAUUAAAAAGGCCAAAGAGUGGAACCUGUCUGCACCAAAGCCUAUUCAGAAAUGCGUGCACAACUUAAUAUCCGAGAAGGCUGCGGAGCUUCCCGACCAAGAAGCCAUUUUUACAUCUGAUGGUAGCUUGACUUACAGCGAACUUGAUACGCUAUCGAGCAAGCUCGCCCUGUAUCUUAUGUCUCUUGGUAUCGGUCCAGAGACCCUUGUUCCGUUCUGCUUCGAGAAGUCCAAGUUCGCCAUUGUUUCUAUGCUUGGAAUUCUGAAAGCAGGUGGUGUAUUUGUUCCACUUGAUCCUUCGCAUCCAAGAAGCCGUCGACAAGCUGUGGUUGAUGAGACAGGCUGUGAAUUCAUUUUAAGCUCCCCAGAAUCAGCCUCAGCUUGCGGCUCGAUGAACCCUAAAAUCAUCGAGAUUUCUGAAGCCUUCUUUGAAAAAAUGCGGGUUCUCACGAGUUUCAACUCAGAAAAGGCUCCACGAGCAGGUCCUCAGAAUGCUGCAUACGUAUUGUUCACCUCAGGUUCCACUGGGAAACCAAAGGCCAUUAUAGUUGAGCAUUCCGCGCUAUGUGGCAGCCUUCUAGGGGAAAACAGGGUUUAUCACCUCGGUUGCCAAUCUCGGGUUCUGCAGUUUUCCAAUUAUGCUUUUGACGUCAGUCUCUGUGAGAUUUUGGAAACUCUUGUGUUUGGAGGCACUGUAUGCAUACCUUCAGACAAACAGCGGCUGGAAUCGCUGCCUCGUUUCAUGGAAGAAGCUCGCGUUAAUACGGCCAUGUUGACCUCCUCCUAUCUAAGGACAUUGAACCCAGCCGACGUCCCAUCUUUACGUAUGUUGAUGCUGGUUGGUGAAGCUCCUAGUCAAGACAUAAUCACCACGUGGCAGCCACGAGUCAGGCUGAUUAAUGCAUAUGGCCCAUCAGAAGUCUCUAUCUUCAUUGGGUCACAUGAGUAUAAAUCUAUCGAUGAUCAGGCCACGAAUGUUGGCACAGCCUUUGGUGGAAAUAUGUGGAUUGUCGAGCCAGAUGAUUUCAACAAACUUUCACCGAUUGGAUGUGUUGGUGAGAUUCUCAUCCAAAGAGAUAUGGCCCGUGGGUAUCUCAACGACGAGCAGAGAACCAAUGCAGCAUUCAUCAAGCAGGUCGGGUUCCUGGGUGCUACCGAAUUCCCGAUCAAAUUUCACAAAUCUGGGGAUCUUGCGCGAUACAACCCUGAUGGUACUAUUCAAUACCUUGGUCGCCGGGACACUCAGACUAAGCUUCGUGGUUAUCGAAUCGAAUUGGGAGAAGUGGAAUAUAACAUCCAAAAGCUGCUUCUAAAUGUAGAGCACGUUGCCGCAGAUGUUGUUUCAGUCGGUUCAAGAGAGACCCUUGUUGCGUUCUUGAGCUUUAAGAAGAUAUCAGAUGAAACAGAUCUUGGAGGCGAUAAUUCUAUUACGAACCCAUUUGUGGUUCACUCAGACGAGAUGAAGCGGAAACUACACAAGCUUCUUGAUGAUCUUUACACUAUUCUUGCAAGUUAUAUGAUUCCAUCGGCUUUCCUCCCACUUCGAGAAAUGCCUUUGAACAACUCGUUGAAGCUGGAUCGAGGUAGACUUCGAGCUUUGGCUUCAAGUCUCACGCAAGAGCAAUUAGCCCUGUUCUCUGUCGAUACUGGAGAAAAGGUUGAGCCAGUCACAGAUAUGGAGAUAAAAUUACGUUCUCUGUGGUCUGAAGUGGGAGGCAACUCUCUUGUAGCAAUCCAACUUAUGAGCAUUGCACGGGAGCAGAAUAUUUCGCUCACCGUAGCUGACAUCUUCGCACAUCCCCGGUUGGAAGCCAUGGCUCUUGCGGUUUCCGAAGCACAUAUUGAGGUCCAGGACGUCGCUCCAUUAAGCAUGUUAUCCAUCCCGCGUGAAGACCUCGACUCGCAACUUCUAGAACAGUCCGAUAUCCUAGUUGCGUCAGUUCUCGAAGAUGCUCUUCCCACCUCACCGCUUCAGCAAGGCCUCAUGGCUUUGUCUGCCAAGGAAGCUGAAUCAUACAUUGCAUUCGCCGACUUUGAAAUUUCGCCCUCUAUUGACAUUGUUCGAUUCAAGAAAGCUUGGGACCAGACAGUUCAAAUUUGCAGCAGCUUACGUACCAGGAUGUUUCACAUUCAGGACCAGACUAUUCAAGUCAUCCUUAGAGAGUCUUCUACUUGGGACCUUGCUGAUGGCAUUUCCAUGUCUUCGUUCAAAGAAUUUGUAAAUGGAAAGUCCAUGACCUAUGGGUCAAAGCUUUGCUACACCGCGAUUGCCGAAGAAAAUAAUCGCCGGUUCUUUGCUCUUGCUAUUCAUCACGCAGUCUACGAUGGUUGGACCAUGGGACUGGUGUUACGCACUCUUCACUCUAUUUAUACAGGAAACACGCCGCCCGUCAUCCAUCCUUAUGCACGAUUUAUCAAGUAUACGCAGGACAUUAAGGAUGAUACAGCUCGUCAAUACUGGCAAAAUUACUUGAAGGAUGCGACUUCGGGCUCAUUUCCCCGCGCUGCAAAGAGUUCGACAGAGAGCGUGACUUCCACCGUCGUCCGCACCAUCAAGUUCCCUUCUUCCAGCAAAACUGUCAUUACAAAAGCUACCAUCAUCAGGGCCGCUUGGGCUGUUAUCCUCUCCAACUACUGUGAUUCUAGUGAUGUCACGUUCGGCAUGACCUUAUCUGGACGGCAAGCCCCUGUUCCAGGUUUGGCUGAAAUGACUGGCCCUGCAAUUGCUACUGUUCCUAUCCGAGUCAAUCUCGAGAAGCUAGGCUCAACCGUGGCCGAAUUUCUUCAGAAUUUGCAAAAUGAAGCUUCUGAAAUGAUUUCUCAUGAACAAUAUGGUCUGCAAAACAUAGCCAAGACUGGACCUGAUGCGCAGGAGGCCUGCAAUUUCCAAAGUCUCCUUGUGAUUCAGCCAUUCUCUCCUUUGGAAGAUAUUUCCAACGGUCCCGAUGCCAUGUUGUUACCUGCUGCAAUUCAUGAAGAUACGGAUGCUUCCGCAUUCCAGGGGUUCCUAAGUUAUCCCCUCGUCAUUAAUAGCCAUAUAUCUGAUGAGGAGGCACACCUUCAGCUGAUCUUCAAUUCUGCUUCAAUCUCUCGCAUCAGGAUUGACGCCCUUUGCGAGCAUUUCAAUCACGUCAUCCAGCAACUUGUUGUUGAUACCAACAAGUCUCUACGAGACCUUGAAGUUUCCUCAACUUGGGAUCUCAAACAGGCAAUUUCAUGGAAUGGAAAAGCUCCCGACUCGAUCAACGGGUGCUGGCAUGAAGUUGUCGAAGUCAACGCUAUACGCCAGCCCCAUUCUCUAGCUGUAAGUGCAUGGGAUGGAAACCUUACCUACAAAGGUCUUAAUGACGCUGCCGAUCGGCUUGCUCGCCACCUGGUCCACGUUAGGAACGUAAAGCAAGGGGACAAUGUCCUGGUCUGCUUUGAAAAAUCGUUGUGGCACACUGUUUGCAUAUUGGCUAUUAGCAAGGCGGGAGCUACUUAUGUGCCCCUCGAGCCUUCAUACCCAACGCAGCGCAAAGAAUACAUUUUGAAACAGACGAAGAGCAAGCUCGCACUAGCUUCACCAGCCAAUUCUCAAGACUGCUGGGACCUGAUUGGCAAUGUCUUGGAGGUAUCGGGGGCUUUAGAAGCGCAACUUAUUAAACAGGGCUCGCCUAAGUAUCUUCGUAAGGUCUCGCCUGAAACAUCUGCGUACAUAAUUUUCACCUCUGGAAGUACAGGAACGCCCAAGGGUGUCGUCAUCGAGCAGCGAUCUUUGGUUACUGGUCAAGCUACAAUGUUCAACAAACUUCGGUUGCAAGAAGACGUAAGAAUGCUUCAAUUCGCCUCAUAUGCGUUCGACUAUUCCAUCUGCGAGAUCAUUGGCACAUUAAUGUACGGCGGCUCUAUCCACGUGCCAUCCGAAGAUACUAGGAUGAACAAUCUUGCACACUUCAUUAAUGACAAUAACGUCAAUACUAUCGGCAUCACCCCUACCUUUGCACGAACCUUAUACCCCAAAGAAAUUCCCACCGUCACGUGCGUCAUUCUAGGAGGCGAGGCCGUUUCUCAAGACCUAGUUGCAACUUGGUUUGAUAAGGUACGACUAUUGAACGCCUGGGGUCCUACUGAAGCAACAAUCUGCAGUGCCUUCCAUGAAUACAGUUCUAUUGAUGAGUCUCCUCUCACAAUUGGUCGCCCCACGGGCUGUUUCUGCUGGAUUGUUGACCCAAAUAACCCCCAUCGCUUGGCGCCAAUCGGCACUACCGGAGAGGUUGUUAUUCAGGGACCAACUUUGCUACGAGAAUAUAUCGGAGAUGAAGAACGAACUAAGCAGAGCGUUGUAUAUCCUGUUCCGGAAUGGGCUCCCUACAGAAAUAUAUCCGGAUGGGAUCGUAUGUACAAGACCGGCGAUCUCUGCCAUUACAACGCUGAUGGUACAAUUGAAUUCGUUUCUCGAAAGGAUAACCAAAUCAAAAUCAGAGGUCUUCGGGUGGAGUUGGGAGAAAUUGAACAUCAUAUUCGGCAGGCUCUUCAUGGCGUUGCUCAGGUGGUGGUUGACAUUCUCUCCACUGACUCGGGAUCAGCCAUAGUAUCCUUCUUCUCUUACAAUGAAGAGAUGCGAGUCAGCGCUGACUCGAAGAAUGUCUUCUCUCGCCUCACACCGGGUCUUCAUGAUCGGGUUUCAGAGAUGCUUGGCAGGCUCAACCUUGUCCUUCCGACAUACAUGGUUCCUACUGUCUUCAUCCCCUGUGACUUCAUGCCGGCGAUUACAUCUGGCAAACUUGAUAGAAAAAUGCUACAUAGCCUUGCAGGGACUCUAAGCAAGGACGAAUUGGCAGAUUAUUCACUGGUCAGUUCCACGAAAAGGCAGCCUGAAACCGAAAUGGAAUCAACAAUGCAAGUCAUGUGGGCAGAGCUUCUCAACCUGCCGCUGGAAUCAAUCGGGAGAGAUGAUAGCUUUUUACGCAUCGGCGGUGACUCGGUGAUGGCAAUUACCUUAGUCAGUGCCUCCAGGGCAUCUGGCAUUUUAUUCUCGGUCAAAGACAUAUUUGAUGACCCUCGCCUUUUCGCUGUAGCCGCCCGGGCUAUUGAACAAGAGCCUGGAGAUGAUGAUAUUACUGAGAUCAAACCUUUCGAAUUGUUGGAUGUCAAUACUCGCUCCGAGGUCGUUGGGUCAUCUGUUCGCAAGGUUUGCGGUCUACAGGACAGCCUUCGCAUAGAAAAUGCAAUGCCCGUAACCCCACUCCAAGAAGGAUUCAUUGCCUUGGCCAUGAAGCAGCCAGGGAGCUACAUUGCUCAAUGGGUUUAUGAGCUUGCAGAAAGUAUUGACAUUGAUCGCUUCGCGGCAGCCUGGGAAGAGACUGUCAGGGUUUGCUCCAAUCUGAGAACAAGAAUUGUACGGAUUGGUAAUUCCACGACUCAGAUCUCGGUCAAGGAUGAUAUUUCUUGGGAGGAUACCACCGGGCUGACCUUGGCUGAGGCCUUGGACAGGACAGGCCGUAUAGAAAUGACUCUUGGUUCACGAUUGAGUCGCUAUGCACUGGUCAAAGAACCUGAAUCUAGCAAGACAUAUUUCGUAUUCCUUGUACAUCACGCUGUUUACGAUGGGUGGACAAUGCGGAUUAUCAUGAGUACUUUAACUAGUGUCUACAACGACUACCCAGCGCCAGAACUCAUGCCCUUCGACCACUUCAUUAAGUAUGUUCAAGACCUCGAUCGGGAUUCUGCGAAGAAGUACUGGCAAGAGCAGCUCCAAGAUGCAAAACGAGCCGCGUUCCCUCGGAUCUCGAAAAACCAAAACGCCGGUACAACUAAGCUUGUUACAAGGAAUGUGCAACUCCCUGCUUCUGAUACAUCUAUCACGAAGGCAACGCUUAUACGAGCAGCAUGGGCGAUCGUGUUAGCAAGGUAUUCAGAGACCAAGGACAUUUGUUUUGGCACGUCUCUCUCGGGAAGACAGGCCCCCGUACCAGGACUAGGCGAAAUGGCCGGCCCAGCAGUUGCCACCGUGCCCGUGCGCAUCAAACUUGAUGAGAAUCCUUUGGUUUCUGAGUUCCUCAACAAAGUGCAAGCACAAGCAUCCGACAUGAUUCCUUAUGAGCAAUUUGGCCUUCAAAACAUUGCUAAGAUUUCUCCGGAUCUUCAAGAGGCAUGUGACUUUUCGAGUCUCCUGGUGGUUCAGCCAUUUGAGAGGAUGGAUCAACUCGCAGAGGCUGCAGAUUCUAUCCUGGAAUUGACUGAAAUGGAAGAGGAUUUCGCCGAGAGAAACCUUGAAGGCUAUUUCAAUAUGCCCUUGGUUCUCCAAGUCCUCGUCUCUGAGGAGGAACUUAGCAUGAGUAUGUCCUACGACGUUCAAGUUUCAGAUGAGAAUCAGGUCUCCGCCAUGUUGCAUCAUAUGGAGCAUGUGAUCGGUGAGCUCCUUGGAGAGGACAAAAAGCUGCAUGAUGUGUCUAUUACAGGAGAGUGGGACUUGGAGCAGGCUCUCACGGUCAACAGCGAUAUCCCUGAGAUUUUCGACACGACAUUCCAUGAGAUGGUGGAUAAGCAGGUCAUACUCCGCCCGGAUUCAGUUGCUGUCCAUUCUUGGGAUGGAUCGUUCACAUACAAAGAGUUGGUGAUGCAUGCCAAUAAAUGGGCCAGACAUCUCGUCGAAUCAGUACAGGUUCGACCUAAUGAUCGGGUUCAUGUCUGCUUUGAAAAGUCAAAAUGGUAUUUUGUAGCCAUCCUAGCAGUCAACAAGGCUGGCGCUGCCUGGGUGCCACUUGAUCCGUCGCACCCUCGACAACGGCAUCAACAGAUCAUCAAGCAAACGGGCUCUCAAGUUGUUCUCACGUCACACCAAAACUCGAGCCUGUUCUUGAAUGUCAUUCAGGAUACUGUCGAGAUUUCAGCUGAGCUUGACGGCCAGUUGAAGGAUGACCGUCCAGUUGAUAUCCGUGUGUCCCCUCAGGAUCCAGUAUACGUCCUGUUUACUUCAGGGUCAACUGGCACACCAAAGGGUCUGAUAAUGGAACACAGCUCUGCCAUCACAAGCAUCAUGUCGUUUGCGAAGAGGCUCAACAUCGAACAGUCCGUUAGGACUCUCCAGUUUGCCCCCUUUGUGGUGGAUUUCUCAAUAGGCGAAAUCUUCUUCUCUCUGCUGAAUGGAAUGAGCCUUUUCGUUCCCUCUGACGCUGAAAGGCUUAAUGAUUUACCAGGGUUUAUUAGACAGCACAGCAUCGCUUGGGCAUUCUUAACCCCGUCCUUUGCCCGCACUAUCAAGCCUGGGGAGGUGCCUACCCUGGAGCUCCUGCUCUUGGCCGGCGAACAGGUUACCCAAGACCUCUUCGAUACUUGGGUCAGUAGAGUAAGGUUCCUCAAUGUCUGGGGCCCUGGAGAGGACUGUUUUCUUAGUUCAUUGCACGAGUGGAGGUCCGACCAAGAAUCGGUAUACACGGUUGGUAAACCUGCAGGUUCGUUGAGCUGGAUCGUGGAACCUGCUGAUAACUCCAAAUUGGCCCCAUUCGGCACAGUGGGAGAGGUCAUUAUUCAAGGGCCGACACUGAUGAGAGAAUAUUUGGCGGACCCAGACAGGACGGCAGAGGCUAUGGCAAUGAACCCUCCUUCUUGGGCGUUUAUGUCUUCAGACAAGCGUUGGAGUCGCUUUUAUCGAACAGGUGACCUUUGCUAUUACAGACAUGAUGGCACCCUGGCAUUCUUUGCAAGGAAGGAUACUCAAGUCAAGAUCCGAGGUCUUCGCGUCGAAGUCAGCGAAGUUGAACAUCAGAUUCGAUCAAUUAUCCCCCAGGGUUGCGAGGCAGUAGUGGGAACAUUACGAGGAACAGGGGGUGUAAACCUUGUGGCAUACAUCUGCUUAGACCCAGAGGCGACAUCCUCGGGAACCUCAAGCGCGUACGAUCAUCUGUUUUUGGGCAUGGAUCCCAAUGUACAAGCCCAAAUGAUUGAGUUGAAGAAGAAAGUUGGGGCUGCACUCCCGCCCUACAUGGUCCCAACGCUGUACAUUCCUUGCAAGACAAUACCAUUUGUUAGCGGUAAGGUUGAUCGAAAGAGGCUUCAGGAGCAGACACAUAAAUUAGAUCAAGCUCAAAUCUCGGAGUAUGGACUUCAAAAUGUUGAGAAGCGCAAGCCUGAAAUGGAUCUCGAGAUUAAACUCCAAAAGAUUUGGGCAGAUGUGCUUAGCAUUGACCCCGACUCAAUUGGAUGUGACGAUAGCUUCCUUGCAAUUGGCGGUGAUUCAAUUUCGGCAAUUAAUCUUAUGACUGCUGCACGCGAGGAAAACAUCUUCAUUACCGUAGAUGAGAUCUUCCGUCACUCUGAUUUGUCUAGCAUGGCUCUGCAUGUUGGAAAGUCAGUUAUCUCACAAGCUCCCGUGACCGAGGUGAAACCUUUUGAGUUGCUUGUCGACGAUGAAAGGGAACUCGUUAAGAGCGACAGACUGCGCAAUCUAUAUGAUAUUCCAGAGAACUGCAACAUUGAGGACGCGUUCCCUUGCUCGCCUUUGCAGGAAGGCCUUAUCGCACUAGCUGUCAAGCAUCCAGGCUCAUACAUUUCCAAAUACGUAUUUAAGCUUCCCAGCCACGUAAAUAUUGACCGGUUCAAAGCGGCUUGGGAGAAGGCAGUCCAAAUGAACUGUAACCUGCGAACACGGAUUAUCCCUGCCCACCAACGGUCUCUUCAGAUCUAUAUUACUGGUGAUCAGGAGUGGGAAGACACAGAAGGCUUAGAUCUGGACGCGUACAUUAAAGCUACUCGAACUUGGGAGAUGGCUUAUGGGUCUAAGCUGAGUCGCUAUGCAGUAGUAAAGAACGACUCUGGAGAUAGCCAUUUCGUCUGGAUUGCGCAUCAUUCGAUCAUUGACGGCUGGUCUUUACAAAUAACGUUCAGGACUCUUCACGAGUACUAUUGGAACAGCCCUGUUACCUCGCUUCCAUCGUAUCCAGGGUUUAUUAAGAACGUAAUGGAGCUUGACAACGACGAGGCGAGCUCAUUCUGGGCGCAAAAAUUAGAAGGUGCCUCGCGUCCUUCUUUCCCCUCACCGCAUCUGGAUAUCAAGCCCAACUUCGAGUUUGUUUACCAGGAUAUAAGCAUACCUGAAACCUUCUCCGGCUCCAUCACGAAGGCCACCGUUCUGCGAGCGGCGUGGGCAAUUGUCCAGGCAAAACAUUGUAACUCUGAUGAUAUUUGCUUUGGGGCUACUUUAUCCGGCCGUAAUGCCUCACUUGUUGGCCUGCAGAAUAUGCCUGGGCCAGCAAUCACGACGAUCCCUGUUCGUAUCAAACUUCAAGAUCGGGGUCAAUCCAUUCAGGAGCUUCUUCAACAAGUACAGGCUGAGGCAAUAGAGAUGUCGGCUUUCGAGCAAUUUGGUGUGCAGAAUAUUGCCAAGGUUAGCGAUUAUGCAAGGGAUGCAUGCCGAUUCUCAACCCUCAUGGUUAUUCGACCAAAGCAGUAUCUGCAAGAAUCUGGGAAUGACAUCCUAAUAACCACUGACGAGGAGAUGAACAUUACCGAGAAAGAGAUGGUGAAUUACUUCAAUUAUCCUCUCAUCAUCGAAUCGGGAAUGCUCGAUAACAAAAUAAGCAUCCGAUUCGUUCAUGACACAAAUAGCUUGACGAGGGAUUUAGUAGAAGCGAUUGCGCAUCAGCUCGAUGAAAUCGCUACACAGCUCUUUAGUAAUAACUCAAAGACGGUUGGAGAUUUGGUGUUUUCUGGAUCUUGGGAUCAAGAACACGCACUUAGACACCAAAACUUGAUGCCUUCCACUGACAUGUAUUCUCACGCCAUGAUACUGAAACAGAUCAGGGAGACACCAGACCUUCCUGCCAUUGUGUCUUGGGAUGGUACAAUGACUUACGGGGAAGUCGGAGAUUAUGCUUCGAGACUCGCUGCGCAGCUCCAGUCUCUUGGCGUUGGACCUGAGCAACUUGUGCCCAUUUGCUUCCCUAAAUCGAUUUGGGCCGCAAUUUCCAUGAUCGCGAUCAAUUUGGCCGGUGCCGCAUUUGUUCCAUUAGAUCCUACCGCGCCGGUGAACAGGCUCAAGACAAUCAGCAAGGAUGUCCAGGCCAGCCUUGUCCUCUCAUCAGAAGAUUCUCGCCAUAUCGCCAAGCAGCUGGGUACAAAGCUACUACCAGUGAGCGAAGGGUUCAUUAAGGGUCUACCUGCGGCCUCUCCGACCGAGCUCACAGGUGCCGCCAAGCCAUCGAAUGCCAGCUUCGCAAUCUUCACGUCCGGAUCAACUGGGAAACCAAAGGGUAUCCUGCAUGACCAUGCCUCCCUCUGCUCAGCGAUUACUGGCUACACUGACAAGAUGAGUUUCGGACCUGGAACAAGAGUAUUUGCUUAUUCUGCAUACACAUUUGACUGGGGCAUAAUGGAUGUUUUCGGUCCCCUUUCCCGAGGUGCCUGUGUUUGCAUCCCAUCUGACUACCAGCGGUAUAAUGGCAUCACCGAAGCAAUCAACGAGCUUCAAGCCAACUGGGCUUUCUUCACUCCCACAGUUGCUGGCCUGAUUGAUCCUACGAGCGUGCCAACUCUCAAGAAUAUUGGUCUGGGAGGAGAAGCGAUUUCGCAGCAGCUCGUCCACCGCUGGAGAGAUUUUGUUACUCUUCACAAUUUCUAUGGACCAGCUGAAGCUACCAUCAAUGGCUAUCAGACAGUAGGCAAAUCAGACAACCCCAACAAUAUCGGCGGCCCAAUAUCAUCAGCAUGGUGGGUCGUCGAACCUGAGAAUUGGAAGAAAACUGUUCCUGUCGGCUGCAUUGGUGAGCUGCUCAUCCAAGGCCCAUUAUUGGCUCGCGGCUACAUUAAUGGAGGCGAACAGGCCGAUGCUGCCUGGCUAGAUAAUGUCGACUGGCUGCCAGCCGAUAUGCCUAGCAGAGCAUACAGAACUGGAGACCUUGUGCGCCGCAAUGCAGAUGGCAGUUUUGAUUUCAUCGGGCGAAAAGAUACACAGAUCAAGCUCCACGGCCAGCGUGUCGAGCUUACUGAGAUUGAGUCUCGCCUGGAUGAGAUCUUGCCUCAAGAUAUGACUUGCGUCAUUGACACGAUCCUGAAUGACGAGACCAAGUCAACCACUUUAGUCGCUCUCAUAUGGUAUUCUAAGGGGCCUAUUUCAACUCAUCCUCAGUUCGGACUAGUUUCAGAGGUCACUGAAGAGAUGAGAAACCUUAUUGCUUCUAUCGAUUCUUCUCUGAACCACGUUUUGGCGCGCUACAUGGUCCCUAGCAUGUAUCUUGUUUUCCAGGGUGUACCUGAGCGCCUUGUUUCUGGCAAGAUUGAUAGACGCGAGCCACCAGCCACGGAGGCCGAACUGAGACUCCGUGAGUUGUGGGCACAAGUCCUUCGAAUUGAUGCCGAAGAGAUCAAACGUCAUGAUAGCUUUUUGAGAGCUGGCGGUGACUCCAUCAGUGCUAUUAGGUUGGUUACCCUAGCACAUGAGAGAGGGCUUAUUCUUGAUGUUGCGACCGUUUUCCGAGACCCUAGACUUUCUGCUAUGGCUGCCGCGACAGAUUCAAGCAUCCAUCCUCUCGAAUACAAUGUUGAACCCUUUGGUCUUGCCGACCAGGACAAAAUCGGCAACAUCACUGUUGAAGCUCGAAAGCAAUGUAAUCUCUCUGGUGGAAUAGUCAUCGAUGAUAUUUUCCCAGCUACUCAUCUACAGCAGGGACUCAUGGCUCUCACCGUUAAGCAGCCCGGGUCAUACAUUGCCAGGCAUGCAUAUCAACUAUCGGAAGAUAUCGACAUCCCGAGGUUCCAAGAGGCACUCCGAAAGACGGUUGAAACAUGCACUAACUUGCGUACUCGGAUAAUCGAUUUUGAGGGUCAAGCACUGCAAGUUGUUGUUCAAGAUGACUAUGAAUGCGAAUUGGCACCUGGAAAUGCGGAUCUCAACUAUUUGAUGGAAUCUUCGAAUAAGACCAACAUGACAUACGGAUCUCGGCUGAACCGAUUCAUGCUUGUAAGAGGCAACAGUGACAUCUACUUCUUAUGGCUUAGCCAUCAUACUACUUUCGAUGGCUGGAGUCUUGGAAUUGUCAUGUCUACUUUGAAGAAGUUCUACCAACGCAUGGAUAUUCCAGAGGUAAAGCCAUACUCUUCGUUCGUCUCAUAUACCUUGGCAGUUGACAAUGCUGCUGCUGAAACGUACUGGGCUAGCCAAUUGAGCGGCUCCCAGAAGGCGUCCUUCCCCUCACAACAACUGACUCCUUCGGGCGUGACGCAAGUGUUCGCGAAGGAGCUUACCUUGCCUCAAUCCGUUAGAAGCUCAAUAACCCGUGCUACGGUUCUUCGAGCGGCAUGGGCAAUGCUCCUUGCGAAGUACUGCGGGACAGAGAGCGCUACUUUCGGUGCCACUGUUUCUGGCCGUAAUGCUCCUGUACAAGGAAUCGAGAGUAUUUCUGGCGCUAUGAUUGCAACGUUGCCAAUCCAUGUUGUAUUGAACCCUCAGACUUCCGUUGGAAAGUUCCUAGAUGACGUGCAGAGGCAGUCGUCGGAUAUGAUUGCAUAUGAACAAUUCGGUUUGCACAACAUUGCAAAGAUUAACACCGAUACCAAGGAAGGCUGUGACUUCUCAAGUUUGAUCGUGAUUCAGCCAGCUCAGAAGAUGGGUCUAGGUACUGGGAAUGAAAUAAUGAACCCUAUAAAUUCAGACGAUAGACCCGUCGAGGAGUCGCUCCAGGGGUACUUCAACUAUCCACUGGUGAUGCAAGCAGCAUUGAUUGAUGACAAGGUUGAAUUGGCCCUCAUUUACGAUACAGGGGUGCUUAAACACAUGCAAGUGCAGGCUCUUGGUUACCAAUUCGAGAAGCUUGUUUCUGAGCUUCUUACAUUCAGCAGCGACAAGCCUCUGAAGGACAUUGCAAUGACAUCGUCAUGGGAUAUUGCAACCAUCAUUUCUCGCAACCCCGUACCAGAGAUCAUUGAGUCUUGCAUGCAUCAAGUUAUUGAGAACCACGCUGCUGUUCGUCCAAAUUCGCCGGCUGUCUUUUCUUGGGACGGCCAGCUCAGCUAUGGCGAGCUCAAUGAUACCGCUAAUCGUCUUGCAUCCCACCUUGUGAGGAAACACAAUGUCCAAGUAGGUGAUAUUAUUCACUUAUGCUUCGAAAAAUCCAUGUGGUAUUUCGUAGCUAUGCUAGCUUCGAUGAAAGCAGGGGCAGUGUUUUCUCCUCUUGACCCAGAGCAUCCUGAACAGCGCAAGAAGUCCAUCAUCAGCCAGACACAGGCCAAGAUAAUUAUUAUAUCUCCUCAAUAUGAGGCGAUGUGCAAGGAUCUUGUUGACACGGUCAUUCCGUUGUCCCCAAGCCUAGACGCUGAACUGGAUCGCGUUUCACAUAAUCUUACUGCGGCUGCCUCUCCUGAUGACCGUUGCUACAUCAUGUUUACGUCAGGAAGCACUGGAACUCCGAAGGGCUUUGUGAUUACGCAUCGAUCUCUGUGCACUGGACAGCAUGCCAUCACCAAGGUCACGAAAUUAGACUCAAGCGCUCGCGUGCUCCAGUUCUCGAACUUCGUGUUUGACUUCUCAAUUGGUGAGAUUUUCCAAGCUAUGAACAAUGGUGCAUGCAUCUGCGUCCCGUCGGAAGAAGCGCGAUUCAACGAUAUCCAAGGAUUUAUUCGCACCGCACGUAUCAACAGCUUGUUGAUAAGUCCAGCCUUCGCCAGGACCUUGAGCCCAUCUGAGAUCCCAUCGGUAAGCUUCCUCUUGCUUGGAGGAGAGAAUGUGCCCCAUGACUUGUUUGAAACCUGGUUCGGAAAGGUUCGACUCUUGAAUGCAUGGGGUCCGGGUGAGGCCUGCUUCGCUGCAUCUGUACACGAGUAUGGAUCCAUCAAUGAAUCACCGGCUUCAAUUGGCUCGCCAGUAGGGGCUUUCUCGUGGAUUGUAGACCCUGAUGAUCACACCAAGCUUGCACCAAUCGGCACGAUCGGAGAAGUCCUUAUCCAUGGGCCUACGGUACUUCAAGAGUAUCUUGGUGACGUUGAGAAGACGAAAGAAACCAUGGUCACAGAUCUUGCUCCUUGGGCGCAACAAAGGGAUGUACCCUUCAGCCGAGCAUUCAAGUCUGGUGAUCUAGCGUUUUAUAAUGCCAACGGCGUGAUGGAAUUCGUUGGCCGGAAGGAUACGCAAGUGAAGAUUCGCGGUCUCAGAGUUGAACUCGGAGAAAUCGAACACCAAGUUUCAUCUACCUUGGACGGCGUUGCUCAAGCCGUCGCUGAGGUCCAUCGCACAGACGAGGCUUCUCGCAUUGUUCUUUACUUUUCAUUCUCCAAUGAGAGACGAAGUGUAGAUGACUUAUUUUCAACAGGCACAAUGUUCUCUGAUAUCACGCCCGAGGUUGGGGCCAAGCUCCAGGAGCUGAUUGGAAAGUUGAAGAUGGUUCUUCCAGGAUACAUGGUUCCGUCGAUCUUUGUUCCCUGCAACUUUAUGCCAAUAGGCCGAUCGUCAAAGCUGGACCGUGGCUUACUGAAACGCCUUGUAGCAGAGCUUGUUACGGAUAGGCUCCAACACUAUUCUCUUGCAAACAGCGUGAAGCGAUCGCCAGAGUCCCCUAUGGAAUUCCGCCUAAGGUCACUUUGGGCAUCAAUUCUGAAUCUGUCUGAAGACUCUAUAGGAAGAGAUGACAACUUCCUUCAGAUCGGUGGAGACUCAGUUUCUGCUAUCCACCUCGUCACUGUAGCCCGUGGGCUUGGCAUCAAGUUAACCGUGCAGAAUCUCUUCGAUGACCCAAGACUGUUUAUGGUGGCCUCCCAUUGCGUUGAGAUUGAAAUCCCUACUGAAUCUUACGAAGACCUCGAACCAUUUGAGUUGAUCCCUGACUCACUCCAAGACAUGGAUUGGGAAAGUGAGGCUAUUGAGUUGUGUGAUCUCGACGAUGAGCAAACAAUUGAAAAUGCCAUGCCAGUUACGCCUUUCCAGGAGGGUUUGAUGGCUCUUCUGAUGAAGCAACCUGGUUCAUAUAUUGCAAAAUGGGUAUACCGUAUUCCUGCAAACGUCGACAUCCGUCGAUUCCGCAAUGCAUGGGCUAAGGUUGUCUUAUUCUGCCGGAACUUGCGAACUCGUAUUAUCAACAUCGGCCAAGUUUCAUUACAAGUAGUGGUUGGAAACGAUACAGCCUGGGAGAAUACUAAGAACGUGGACUUGCAGAAGUUCUUGGAUCUGCACAAGAAUAUCACGAUGGCUCCUGGUACUCGGUUGAACAGGUGGGCUCUCAUAAAAGAGCCCACUGGCGAAAACUAUUUCGUUCUGAUCUGCCAUCACGCUACUUAUGACGGUUGGACAAUGAGACUCAUGCUGCGGACUUUGGCCGAAGCGUACAAGAGAUCCAAGGGACCUUGGCCCAAGCCAUUUGAUGGGUUCAUUAAAUACACCACGAAAAUGAAUAAUGAUCGUGCUCGAGAGUACUGGCUUGAUCAACUUCGAGAUGCCAAGGCUGCCCCUUUCCCACCUGUCACGCGCAAUACUGAGACGAAGACUGAAGUCAUGAACAAGCUGGUGGAGCUACCCACAUCCUCGCACAAUGCCAUUACACAAGCUACAAUCAUGCGAGCAGCUUGGGCUUUGGUGCUUUCCCAGUAUAGUGAAAUGGACGACAUCUGUUUCGGUACUUCUGUUUCUGGUCGACAGGCAUCAGUUCCUGGCAUUGGUGAGAUAGCCGGCCCAGUGGUGACUACGACACCAGUCCAUGUGCGAGUCGACAGGAGCAUCUCUGUUUCUAGGUUUCUGCAAAGAAUCCAAUCCCAGGCUACUGAAAUGAUAAACUACGAGCAGUUUGGAUUGCAGAACAUCUUGAAGCUGGGAGACAAUAUAAAAGAAGCUUGUACUUUCAGCAGCUUGCUUGUCAUUCAACCAAUGGAGAAGCUGCUUGAGAUGGGUAGUGAUUCCGACGCAAUUGUUAUCCCCGUGGAAACUGGAAAUGGGGAUUCAUCAAGCCUCGAAGGCUACUUCAGUUACCCUCUGGUUGUUCAGACUCUUGUAUCUUCGGACAUGAUUCGAUUGAACGUGACCUACAACUCCUGUGAGUUGAGCGAGCUGCAAAUUACUGGUUUGGUUAAUCAGCUUGAGCAUAUUAUCACGAGACUCACCGUCGAGACUUCGCGUCCUUUGAGCGAAAUUUCAAUUGCCGGUGACUGGGAUUUAAAGCAAGCGACCGAACUAAAUCGCGAGGUACCAACCAUCAUGGAUACCACUUUCCAUGACUUGGUUGCGCAGCAAGCCACGAUUCGGCCAGAAGCUGUUGCUAUUCGGGCCAGUGACGCAACACUCACAUACAGCCAGUUAGACAACUACGCCAAUGAUCUAGCAUCUCAUCUGAUUAAGUCAUUGAACGUCAAAAGAGGUGAUCUCGUCCAUGUGUGCUUCGAGAAAUCGGCCUGGCAUUUUGUUUCUAUCUUGGCAAUUAAUAAGGCUGGCGCUGCAUGGGUUCCGCUUGACCCAUCUCACCCAACUCAGCGCCAUCAACAGGUAGUUUCUCAGACAGGGGCAAGUUUAGUACUGUCCUCCUCUAACUACGCAAAAACUGUUUCGAGCCUGAUUCCAACUGCUCUCGAGAUCACGGCGGGUUUCCUCAACGACUUAGCCCUGGAUAGCGGCACCGGAAGCGUCACAACUAAUAUCGCAAGAGGAUCUGACGCAUGCUACGUCUUGUUCACAUCUGGUAGCACAGGCACGCCAAAGGGCCUUGUGAUGACGCAUCGAUCCGUUUGCACUAGCCAAAAAGCGAUCGGCGACAGACUCGGCUUGUCUCCAGAAGUCAACAUGUUGCAAUUCGCAGCCUUUGUUUUCGACCUUUCCAUAGGCGAGAUUGUGGGAGCUCUAAUCACAGGAGCUACUGUCUGUGUGCCAUCCGAUGAAACGAGAUUGAACGAUCUGAGUGCGUUCAUUCGCGAUACGAAUGUAACUUGGGCGUAUCUUACACCCUCAUUUGCUCGGACAUUGACACCUGAAUCAGUACCAUCAUUAGAAUUGAUGCUAUUCGCAGGAGAAGCAGUUGGCCGGGAUGUAUUUGAAACAUGGGUCACUACAAAAGUUCGGCUCGUCAAUGGUUGGGGUCCUGCAGAAACCUGUUGUUUUAGCACACUGCAUGAGUGGAAGUCAGUCGACGAAUCCUCACUAACUUUAGGAAGGCCCGUCGGAGGAUUCUGCUGGAUUGUCGACCCUGAGGACCAUAACAAGCAUGCACCCAUAGGAACAGUGGGAGAAAUCAUGAUUCAGGGACCUACUAUCUUGAAGGAGUACCUAGCCGAUCCGGAGAGGACCGCGGCAACUACGGUAACGAAACUGCCAUCCUGGGUCCCGAAGUCCAAGGAGGAGAACUGGGGCCGCUUUUAUAAGUCUGGCGAUCUAGGGUUCUAUAACGCCCAGGGCCUGAUCGAAUUCUCAACUCGCAAGGACACUCAAAUCAAGAUCCGCGGCCUUAGAGUUGAAUUAGGUGAGGUUGAGCACCAAAUCAAAGUCAACUUCCCUGCUGCUCAACAGGUUGCUGUUGAUGUGUUCAAUUCAACAGCUGGUACUACUCUCGUUGCCUACUUCUGUCUGACCAACAAUAAUCAAAUAUCUGGCGGAUCCGACAAUUGGACUGGAGUUUUCGAAUCUAUUCCUUCCAGUAUGCACGCAGAUCUUACGUCUCUGGCAAGCAAGCUUGACAUUGUUCUACCGCGGUACAUGGUUCCUUCAAUGUUCAUACCGUGUAGCUUCAUGCCUUUCAUUACAUCUUCCAAACUUGAUAGAAAGGCUUUGAAGGCUCUGACCUUGAGGCUCAAUGCCGAGAGUCUACAGCAUUAUUCCCUCUCCGACUCCGCAAAAGCGCUUCCCGAGUCAGCCAUGGAAAUCAAGAUCCAGACCAUCUGGGCCGAGCUACUCAAGAUCCCCGCCGAGUCGAUUGGAAAGGAUGACAGCUUCCUCCGUAUAGGCGGUGAUUCGAUUACUGCAAUCCAUUUCGUCAAUGCAGCUCGUGAAUCCGGUAUACACAUAUCAGUACAGAACAUUUUUGAUGACCCUCGGCUAUCCGCCAUUGCUGCUCGAGCGACGGAGGUUGAUUCUAAAUCCGAACUCUCAGAGUUGCAACCAUUUGAUCUCUUGGAUGAAUCUUUGCGGUCAUCGGUCCUGGGAGAGGAUAUCCGGAGCGCUUGCAACCUGACCGACGGACAAGAAAUUGAAAAUUCAUUCCCAGUAACGCCCCUGCAGGAAGGCUUGAUGGCAUUGUCAGUUAAGCAGCCGGGAUCCUACAUCGCAAAGUGGAUCUACCGCUUAGCAGAGGAUGUCGAUCUUGAUAAGUUCCGCGGUGCCUUCGAGCAUACGGUCCAGACAUGUGCCAAUCUACGAACCCGCAUAGUUCGUGUUUCAGACACAACCGUUCAACUUUAUGUCAAGAACGACAUCUCAUGGGAGGAAACCUCGGGAAUGAGUCUUCUCGACUUCAUGGAAGUGGCUGAUGAUAUGAAAAUGCAGUUUGGCUCACGCUUGAACCGCUAUGCUAUCGUCAGGGACGAAACCUCAGGCCACAGUUACUUUAUCCUCAUUGCUCACCAUGCUUCUUAUGAUGGCUGGAGCUUGCAACUGGUCCUAAAUGUUUUGUCUGAUGCUUAUAACGGCAGUUUCAACGCGGUCGUAAAACCGUUCGACCACUUCAUCCAUUACUUGGUGAACUUGGAUAAGGAAGAUGGCCGCAACUUCUGGUUGAAGCAGCUUGAAAAUUGCAACCCCACUACCUUCCCUAGUGUUUCACGAACUCCCAAAGCUCCUCUCACCAAGGUUCUUAACCAAAAGAUGGAAGUCCCUGAGGUUGAUGCUUCCAUUACCAAGGCUACGAUCGUCCGAGCUGCCUGGGCGAUUGUUUUGGCUAGAUACUGUGACACCGACGACAUUUGCUUCGGAACUUCUAUUUCAGGGCGCCAAGCUCCUGUUUCGAAUUUGGGGCAAAUAGCAGGCCCAGCUGUAGCCACCCUGCCUAUUCGGAUUCGUCUAGAUGGCUCCCUAUCAAUUCAUGAGUUCCUCCGGAAAGUCCAAUCUCAGGCUACAGAGAUGAUUCCAUAUGAACAAUAUGGUCUUCAAAAUAUCUCAAAAGUAAAGGACAAGUUCAAGGAACUCUGCGACUUCUCGAGCUUGCUAGUCGUGCAGCCCUACCAGAAAAUGGCUGAAAUCGGUGGGGAGGCCGAGACUCUAUUAACUCCUCAUGAGCUUGAUGAGACAGAGGCUGAAUCCAGUCUGUCGGGAUACUUCAGCAUUCCGCUGGUUUUCCAAACAGUCUUGUAUGAUGAUGUGUUCAACCUCAACCUCACUUAUGACUCCAAUACCGUCACACAGUUCCAAGCUGAAGCUCUUUUGAAUCAAAUCCAACACGUUAUCAAUGAUCUGCUCCAUGCAACAGAAAGACCUCUGUCAGCUGUGUCACUUACUGGACAGUGGGAUGAAGAGAUUGCCCGCGCUUCAAAUAUGGAAACUCCUCAGAUUGUCGAGUCAACCGUCCACAACAUGAUUGAAAGACAAGCGACUAUGCGACCUCGAGCUGUUGCCAUUCGAGCUCAUGACUCAACCUUGACAUAUAAGGAGCUCAACGACAGCGCAAAUAGGCUCGCUAGCUACCUAGUAUCUGAGAGUUUGGUCAAGCCUCGAGAUUUCGUCCAUGUUUGCUUUGAGAAGUCAGCCUGGCAUUUUGUAGCUAUUCUUGCUAUUAAUAAAGCAGGUGCCGCAUGGGUCCCUCUCGAUCCAUCCCAUCCAAGGCAACGCCAUGAGCAGAUUGUUAGCCAAACUAGAGCCACGUUGGUCCUCGCUUCCGCUACCAAUAUGGCCAUCUGCACGCACCUAGCCAAUACCGUUCUUGAGGUCUCUCAAACACUUGAUGAUGACAUCAAGAGUAAGAACUUAGCCGAUCUCAAGUCUUUCAAGAUAAGCGUAUCGCCCCGAGAUGCUGCUUAUGUUCUAUUCACCUCGGGCUCAACUGGCACACCAAAAGGUCUUGUCAUGGAGCAUGGCGCCGCUUGCACGAGUCAAGUAGCAAGCGCUCGAAGACUUGGUCUUGACUCAAGUGUCAGAAUGCUUCAAUUUGCAGCAUUUGUAUUUGACCUUUCUAUCGGUGAGAUUCUCGGACCGCUUAUUAGCGGCGCUACACUCUGCGUACCAUCAGAUGCCGAUAGAAUGAACCGUUUGACUGAUUACAUUGGUGAAAAUAACAUCAAUUGGGCAUACGUGACCCCUGCAUUCGUGCGUACCCUAAAGCCAGAAGAUCUUCCCACGUUGGAGCUCCUUGUCCUAGCCGGCGAGGCAGUUGGACGUGACAUUUUCGAAACUUGGAUGAAUAAGCUACGUUUCAUUAAUGCCUGGGGCCCGGCGGAGACGUGUUGUUUCAGUACAUUACAUGAGUGGCAGAGCGAGACUGAGAGCCCUAUGACGAUCGGAACACCUGUGGGUGGCUUCUGCUGGCUCGUUGACCCCAAUGAUCCUCAAAAACUUGCACCUGUGGGUACCUUAGGCGAGGCAGUAAUCCAGGGCCCGAAUCUGCUCCGUGAAUACCUGUAUGAUCCUGAGAGGACUUCUGCUGCUGUCUUGACCGAGUUACCCGACUGGGCUCCCGACAGAGCCCACACCUCUUGGAACCGCUUUUAUCUCACUGGCGACCUUUGUUUUUAUAAUUCAGACGGCAUUUUGGAGUUCUCUUCCCGUAAGGACACCCAGAUCAAGAUCAGAGGUCUACGAGUGGAGGUCGAAGAAGUUGAACAUCGCAUACGCCAGCUGAUGCCUAGCUUACACCAAGUUGCUGUGGACGUAUUCUAUGGAUCUGGCGGUGCUAAUCUAUUCGCUUAUUUCUGUCUUGGAAACUCGACCAGGGUUGGCAAGAUGUCGGAUGAUUGGGAUGACUUGUUUGUCCCGAUGAGCGACACACUUCAAGUAGAGAUCGCAUCUUUGGCAAGCCAGUUACGAACGGUUCUGCCUUCCUACAUGAUUCCAACGACAUUUAUCCCAUGCGCUUACAUGCCUUUUAUCACGUCUUCAAAUCUCGCACAAUAUUCCUUGCAAAAUUCAAAGAAGCGUGAGCCGGAGACAGAAAUGGAAGUGGCUCUUCAACAAAUCUGGGCUGAGAUCCUAAAAAUUCCUGCCAGUUCUAUUGGCCGUGAUGAUAGUUUCCUUGCUAUUGGUGGAGAUUCGAUUGCUGCUAUCAACCUCAUGACCACCGCUAGGGAACGUGGCAUCUCCAUUACCGCUGAUGAUGUAUUCCGCUCCCCCCGAUUGAUGGAUCUUGCUGUUCGGGCAGCAAACGCUCCUAUGCUUCUAAAGUCACCAGCUGUAGAAAUUAGCCCGUUCGAACUACUGACAGAUCUAGAGAGUGAUCUCGUCCAAGGUGCAGAAAUACAUAAGCAAUGUGAUUUACCGUCAGAAGCAACGAUUGAGGAUGCCUUCCCUUGUUCACCGCUUCAGGAAGGUUUGAUAGCUUUAGCUGUCAAGCAGACCGGUUCCUAUAUCACAAAAUAUGUUUUCCAAAUAUCAAAGCAUGUUGAUCUCUCAAAGUUGAAAGCAUCGUGGGAACAUACAAUCCGAACAAACGGCAAUUUAAGGACAAGAAUUAUCCCAUCAAAGGAUAGGUCGAUCCAGAUAAUAGUUAAAGACGAUAUCAGCUGGGAGACGAAUCCCGGGUCUGAUCUGGGAGCGUUUAUCAAGGUCACGCAGCAAUACGAAAUGACAUUCGGAUCCCGACUCAACCGAUAUUCGAUCUUGACAGAUGAGAAAGGUGAUUCUUACUUUGUUUGGAUCGCCCAUCACUCCAUUAUGGAUGGAUGGUCACUCCAACUUACAUUCAGGACAUUGUACGAACAUUACUGGGAAGGUGCUUCUAGUCCCCUCCCUUCUUACGCUGGCUUCAUCAAGCACACACUUGAUCUCAACGGAGACGCCGCUGCUGCAUUCUGGUCGAACCAGCUGGAGGGGGCUUCUCGUUCUACCUUCCCCUCAUCUCCUGCUGACAGCACAGUUAAGCCAACGUUCAAGUUCAAACAUCACCAGAUUGCCACUCCAGAGAAAAGCCAAGUAUCUGCUACAACCGCAACUAUACUUAGAGCCGCAUGGUCUAUCGUGAUGGCCCGUCAUUCCAACACCAAUGACGUUUGCUUCGGUGCCACUCUCUCGGGCCGCAAUGCAGCACUUGAGGGACUCCAGAACAUGCCCGGUCCUGCUAUUGCGACGAUUCCUGUGCGUGUCAAAUUAGACCACAGCACGCAGGUGAAGCAAUUCUUGGAUGACGUUCAGAUGCAAGCCACUGAGAUGACAGCUUAUGAACAGUAUGGCCUCCAAAAGAUCGCCAGAGUUAGUUCGGAUGCUCGAGAUGCUUGUCAAUUUACCACGCUCAUGGUUAUUCGCCCUAAGCCGUUCCUUGAAGAAGGAAGUGACUACACGAUUUUGGAGAUCGGCGAAGCCACCAAGAUUACCGAAGAGGAAAUGGUCAAUUACUUUAACUAUCCAUUGGUCUUGGAGGCAGAUCUCAUGAAGGGACACAUCAAAGUGCGACUCUGUUACGAUAUCCGUGUUUUGUCGACCGAGCUAGUUGAUGCCAUUGGUGAGCAAUUGGAGCUUGUUGUCAAACAACUGUUCGCAAAGCCAUCAGUUCCGAUUGGAGAAAUCGAUCUCGUUGGAGAAUCUGACAUCCAGCAUGCUCUAAGUCAUCAAAAUAUGAGGCCAUCAACCAACCGGCUAAUCCAUGAGAUGAUUCGUGAGCAAAUUGCCAAUACUCCCGACCUCCCCGCUAUCACAUCCUGGGACGGAGAUAUGAAGUACCAUGAGCUUGGCUACUGUGCAGAGCGUCUUGCCAGUUACUUGAAAACGCUCGGCGUCGGUCCAGAGGUAUUCGUGCCAAUUUGCUUCCCCAAGUCCAUAUGGGCUGUUGUAUCAAUGAUUGCUGUAAACAUGGCAGGUGGAGCAUUUGUACCUCUCGAUUUCAAUUCACCAGCUGCACGAUUGAAGACAAUUCUAGCUGAUACAAACUCGAAGAUCGUUCUCGCAGCGCCCUCAUGUGAGGAGCUAGCGAAUGCCUUGGAGCUUGAUGUCAUUCUUGUUGAUGAAGCCUUUAUUCGAGCUCUCCCAGAGCCCGAAGAACUACCCGUAAGAUCUUCCGCGACAUAUCAAAACGCUAGCUUUGUUAUGUUUACUUCGGGUUCAACGGGCAAGCCGAAGGGAAUGGUCUUUGAACAUCGGAAUACAUGCUCAACGUCAAAUAGCCAUGGAGCAAUCCAGGGCUGGGGUCCAGGAACAAGGGUGUUUACUUACUCUGCUUACACCUUUGACAUCGGCGUUAUUGAUGUUAUGGUCUCUUUGUCCCGUGGUGCCUGCCUCUGCAUACCCUCCGAAUGGCAGCGUUAUAACGAUAUCCACGGUGCAAUCAAUAAAAUGCAGGCUAACUGGUCAUUCUUUACUCCCACGCUCGCGAGACUUGUUAGUCCAGCACGGAUUCCUACAAUUCAAAACGUAGGGUUGGGUGGGGAGAACGUGACAAAACAAGUCGUAGAUAACUGGAAGGGUCACGCAACGCUUCAUAAUUUAUACGGUCCUGCAGAAGCUUCUAUCUGUGGCUGGAUUGCCGACGUAGGUCUGAUAUCCAAGCCAAGCAACAUUGGAAUUCCAUCCUCGUGCGCGUGGUGGAUCGUCAACCCCGAAAAUCCUCGACAACUCGUCCCCAUUGGUUGUGUUGGAGAAUUGAUGAUCCAAGGUCCUAUGAUGGCUCGUGGAUACAUUGGCGCGGAUGAAAAGGCGCAGGAGGCAUGGCUGCAUAAUGUUGAUUGGCUUCCUGGAGACAUGCCCAAGAAGGCAUAUCUUACAGGAGAUUUGGUACGCCGUCUUGCUGAUGGCACUUUCGAAUAUUUGGGUCGGAAAGACGACCAGGUCAAGCAUUACGGUCAGCGAGUUGAGCUGGGAGAGAUCGAGUCUCACAUUGAGGAUGCCCUCCCCAGCAACAUGAAUGCCAUCACUGACUUCAUCCGCGAAGAGACGGGGUCAAAUACUCUGGCGGCUUUAGUUUGGUACAACACCGGGGCUUCUGCCGAUCCGCCGUUGCUUCAGCUCGCCGAGAUCGUUACAGACGAGAUGAGAGACACUAUGGUGACGCUCCAAACUCACUUGAGUCGUGCCCUCCCGAGCUACAUGUUGCCCAGCCUUUAUUUGUUCUUCACCGGAACUCCCGAUAAAAUGGCCUCUGGUAAGAUUGAUCGAAAGAAGCUUCGUGCUCUGGCGCGAUCCGCAACCACCAAAGACAAGCUUCGAUUUGCCAACGGCGAAAAGGCGUUUGAGGAACCAGUAACCGAAAUGGAAUUCAAGAUCCGUAACCUCUGGGCUCAGAUUCUUUCCAUCAAUGCUACCGAUAUUGGGAGGCAUGAUAGUUUCCUUCGAGUUGGCGGUGACUCUGUUAGCGCGAUCAAACUGGUUUCCGCCGCAAACGAAAUUGGAAUUGCUCUCACCGUUGAGAUGAUCUUCAAGGACUCGAGACUUUCGGCAAUCGCCGGCGGAAGUUCAAAUGUGGACAAGUCAUUGUUCGACACAAAGCCAUUCGAACUUCUUGCGCCGCAAGACAUUGAGAACAUUCUGUCAAGCAUUCAAGAUCAGUGCAAUCUCUCAGACCGGAGCGUUAUAGAGGACGUGUUCCCCUGUACGAAGAUGCAAGAAGGUCUUCUGGCUCUGGCCUCACGUAACUUGGGAUCUUACACUGCCCGUCAGAUAUUACAGCUCUCACCGGAUGUAGAUCUCACAGUGUUCAAAUUGGCUUGCGAGGCAACUGUGGAACUGUGCGGUAAUCUAAGGACGAAGAUUGUACAAGUGGAUGGCAACUCUUACCAGGCUGUCCUAAACGAGCCUCUUAUGUGGCACAACACAGAUAAUCUUCCGCUAAAUGAGUACUUGGACUUGGCGCGCGGUAUCAAGAUGGGGUAUGGAAUCCCCCUCAGUUACUUUGCUAUCGUGGAGGAAGAUGACAAGAACCGCUUCUUUGUUUGGACCGGUCACCAUGCCAUAUACGACGGUUGGUGCAUUCAGAUCGUCCUCCGCACGCUUUCUGAGGCCUAUCACGGACUCACUGUCUCCAAACCGUUACCAUUCAGCCAUUUCGUCAAGUUUGUCAAUGACAUCGACAAUGAAGUUGCAAGCGAGUAUUGGCGAAAUCAACUCCAAGAUGCCCAGCCCGCAUCAUUCCCGCCACGAGGCCAUAAUGACACCAACGGGAACCGAUACUUCAGCGCGACUGUACCUUGUCCUCCAUCCGCCGACAAUUCAAUCACCAAAGCAACACUGAUUAGGGCGGCCUGGGCUAUUGUGCUUGCUCAACACUCAAGCACUGAUGAUAUUUGUUUUGGUGCAACUGUCUCGGGACGUCAAGCUCCCGUUCCGGGCAUCGAGAGUUUAUCUGGGCCUACUAUUGCCACUGUCCCAGUUCGCAUCCGGCUAGACAAGGACAUGAACACGAACUCCUAUCUCCAGUCAGUUCAAUCUCAAGCUAUAGAUAUGACCCGCUACGAACAGUAUGGGUUACAAAAUAUCUCUAAGCUCGACGCGGAGACGAAGGACCUUUGUGACUUUUCGAGUUUAUUUGUCAUUCAACCAGCUCGGCAGUACGUCGAUUCAGAUGACCACUCACUAUUUGUACCUUUGCAAGAGACCAAGAUUACAAUCGAGGAGUCUCUUGAUGGAUUCUCGGACUAUCCUCUUAUAUGUCAAGUGAUGCUUGGAGAUAAUUCCGUGGGCCUUGAGUACAGCUACAAGACAGGGUUGUUGCAUGAGUCUCAGCUCGUCGCUAUUUCACACCAACUCGGCCAUGUGAUUGAGCAACUCGCCAGCCAAACUGGUACCACGCUUUCUGAUAUCUCAGUAACGGGGCAAUGGGAUCUCCUUCAAGCCGAAGCCUGGAACAAAGCCCCUCUCGCAUCCGACCUUUGCGCUCAUGAACUGAUUUCCCAGCAUGCCAAGACUCGCCCAACAGCAGAGGCAAUAUACUCCUCAGAAGUAUCACUGUCAUUCUCGGAGCUUCAUGACUUAUCCACGAGAUUUGCCGAGCAUCUCUCUUCUCUCGGCGUAGGACCAGAUACAGCCGUACCAUUCUGUUAUGAAAAGUCCCCUUGGGUUGUUGUCGCGAUGGUAGCCAUUAUGAAGGCCGGAGGCUACUUCAUCCCUCUAGAUCCACAACAGCCAGUAGAUAGACUGAGGGAGUUAAUUAAUGAUGUCGGUGCCAAACAUAUCAUUGUGUCCCCCGAGACGCUCAGCGUGUGUCGUGGGUUGGCUCCCACUCUCAUCGAGCUAUCUCAGCAGACAAUACACCAGCUUGCCGAGACCCAAGUUGGCUCGUCGGAGGAUGUGAACGUUUCUCCAAGAAAUGUGGCCUAUUUAUUAUUCACUUCUGGCUCAACUGGAAAACCCAAAGGUCUCAUGGUGGAGCAUGCCGCGCUCAGCGCCGCUGCUGUUCAGGGUCACGGGAAGGAGUAUGGAUAUGAUUCUUCAACUCGCAUGCUGCAGUUUUCACAUUACGUCUUUGACGCCAGCAUAACUGAGAUCAUCUGCCUUCUGAUACGAGGAGGCACGGUCUGUGUUCCUAACGAGCUCGAGCGGCUUCAGGGGACAGUAGAGUUCAUGAACAAGGCUCGGGUCAACAUGACACUUCUAACCCCGUCGUUUGCGAAGACAUUGAGUCCCACUAGCUUGCCGAACCUGAAGAGACUGAUUCUUGGUGGAGAACCCGUUACAAGAGACGUCAUUGAUAAGUGGUUUGACCACGUGGAUGUGCUCAACGCUUAUGGACCUGCGGAAACUUGCGUCUGCUCGAAUGUCUACCACUUCCAAUCUAAAGAUGACGUUCCCGGGAUAAUUGGAUUCGGUGCUAACACUACUUGUUGGAUUGUUGAUCCCGCAAAUCACCAACAACUGGCACCCAUCGGCUGUGUUGGUGAACUUCUACUUCAAGGCUUUGUCGCCCGCGGAUACAUCAAUAAUGAAACGCAAACCAGUAAAGUGUUCUUCGACACGGUCCCAUGGCUUGGGCCGUCUAAGCCCUCAGAUGGUACCAGGUUUUACUUGACCGGAGAUCUCGUUCGAUAUCAGCCCGAUGGAACGCUGGAAAUUCUUGGCCGCAAGGACACGCAACUCAAACUUCGAGGUCAAAGAAUUGAACCGGGGGAGAUUGAAUACGCCAUCAAGAAACGUCGCCCAGAGCUCGAUCACAUCGCCGUUGAUAUUGUCAAAACGGAGCUAGGCGACUCUCUCGUUGCUUUCUUUCCCCAACCCAGCUUGAAAGCUGGUAGUACUGAGUUUUUCGGCACGCUCAAUGCCGAGGAGCAGGCAAGUAUCCAACAAUUGUCUUCUGAUUUGACUUCAACUCUCCCAAGGUACAUGGUGCCUUCGCACUUCUUACCAGUAACGGCGAUGCCAUUCAUCAACGCCAUGAAACUAGAUAGGAAGAAACUUCGACAGAUGGCAACCACUCUAACGUCGCAAGAGCUAUCGUCUUUCACGUUGCAGCACACAAAAGCGGCGCCAACAACAGAACUAGAGUUCAAAUUGCGCGACAUUUGGGCUAGAGUACUCAAUAUACCAGCUGAGCGCAUUGGUAAGAGCGACAGCUUCUUGCAAAUUGGCGGCGAUUCCAUCUCCGCUAUCCAUUUAGUGUCACAGGCACAGACCGAAGGUAUUGGGCUGAGUGUGCUAGACAUAUUCAAGGACUCCCGUCUUGAAAGCAUGGCUAGCUACUGUUCGACACUUGAGUCUGUUACGACAGACGACAAAAUUAGUGCUUUCAGCCUGCUCCCUGGUGAGCUUGCUGAUAUUGAGAAGACCACAGCAGCCAUUCGCAAAGCGUGCGCCUUGAAAGGAGAGCAGACAGUGGAGGAUGCAUACCCCUGUACACCUCUUCAAGAGGGCCUCAUCGCCCUCUCUGUCAAGCAGCCCGGUUCUUAUAUUGCGAAGAAUGCAUUUAAUCUUUCUGCCGAUGUCAAUAUUGAAAAGUUCAAGAGUGCCUGGGAGCGCGUCGUCAGCCUCUGUGCCAAUCUGCGGACCAGGAUAGUAGAAUCCAACGGGAAGCACAUUCAGGCAAUCAUUGAGAACGAUGUCGAAUGGGAUACUUUCCACCCCUCUGAUCUCUCUCAAGCAUUGGAGUCGUCAACGCAAGUCAGCAUGGGUUACGGAUCCCGGCUGAGUCGGUAUAGCAUUGGUCAGAAUCUGGACAACAAGCAGUACUAUUUCCUUUGGCUCUGCCAUCAUGCAGUUUUCGAUGGCUGGACCAUGAGUGUGGUCAUGGAUUUAUUGUAUCGGUCUUAUUACAACCAGGAACUUCCUUCUAUCCGUCCAUACGCUAAUUUCAUAUCUUAUGUCAUGGAUAUGGACCUGGCAGCAACUCAAGAAUAUUGGAAGAAGUCGCUGCUCGGCGCGCAAAAGACAGCAUUCCCACCCAACAAAUCCUCCCAGAAACAGGGCCCCUCUCGCAGUUUCACUCAGUCGAUCCAAUUCCCGAAGUCGACUGCCACGUCAAUAACCAAGGCCACUGUGCUACGAGCAGCCUGGGCCAUUGUGCUCUCUCGUUACUGCGAGACCAACGAUGUUACGUUUGCAGCUACAGUUUCGGGUCGAAAUGCUCCCGUGGUAGGCCUCGAGUCAACACCUGGGACAGUCAUCUCAACAAUCCCGGUCCGUGUUCAGUUAGAUGGGGAUCAAACGGUCAAAGCGUUCCUGCAGUCUGUCCAGUCACAAGCUUCUGAUAUGAUUCCAUACGAACAAUUUGGUCUUCAGAAUAUCUCCAAAUUGGGCCCCGAUGCUAAAGAAGCUUGCGAUUUCUCAAGUUUAAUGGUUGUCCAACCUGUCCAACAAAUGGGCCUCGCCGGAACAGUUAACGAUCAACUCCUGGUUCCGGCCGUCACUACUAUUGAAGGCAACGAAAAGUCUUUGCAAGGAUACUUCAGCUACCCAUUGGUGAUCCAAGGUGCGCUGUCAGACCUAGGGGCUGAACUCUUCCUGACAUACGACUCGGGUCUUCUGGAGGAGCAUCAGGUUCUUGGGCUUUCAGAGCAACUUGCACAAGUUGUACAGCAAUUAACCACGCUUGGUGAUGUCAAACUUGGCAAUCUUUCAAUGACAUCAUCUUGGGACAUCGAAGAGGCGAAACGGUUCAAUUUGAACAGGACUCCUCAGAUCAUUGACAGCUGUAUCCACAAGGUCAUUGAAGCGCAAGCGAUGCACCAACCUCAAGCUCCGGCAAUUCAUGCCUGGGAUUAUCAGUUGACGUAUGCUGAGCUCAACGGGUAUGCAAAUCAGCUGGCCCAUCAUUUGAUUAAAACGUUUGGAAUCAAAUCUGGAGACGUUGUUCAUGUCUGCUUCGACAAGUCGGCAUGGUAUUAUGUGUCUAUCUUAGCUAUCAACAAAGCUGGUGCCGUGUGGUCACCUCUAGAUCCCGCUCACCCAACACAACGCAAGCAAUAUCUCGUUGUGCCGAAUGUCCUUGCUAUCAAAGCUGAUUUCAUCCUUCAACUUCCACAUGAUGCAACCGCAGGCCCGAGCAUCCAGACCGCUUCUGAUGAUAUUGCCUAUAUUCUCUUUACUUCCGGCAGUACAGGUGUACCUAAAGGCUUCGUUAUGUCUCAUCGCGCACUAUGCACCAGUCAAGCUGCGUUGUCCGGAAGACUUGGUUUGACCCAGAGAAUCAGAAUGCUGCAGUUUGCGUCCUAUGUCUUUGAUUUCUCGAUUGGUGAAAUCUUUCAUUGUUUAGGAUCUGGAGGCUGUCUUUGUGUUCCUUCAGAAGAUGACCGAUUGAAUGAUAUAAGUCGGUUCAUUCGCGAUGCCAAUAUCAACUGCGCCUACCUUACACCGUCAUUCACGCGAACGAUAAACCCCGAGCAGGUUCCGUCGCUCGAGAUGCUCGUUUUUGGUGGAGAGGCCGUAACCAGGGACGUAUUUGAUCAAUGGUUUGGCAAGGUUCGAUUGCUCAAUGCUUAUGGCCCCGGCGAGGCAAGCACUAUUUCAACCAUUUACGAGUACCAAUCUAGUGAAGACUCUGCCGGUAAUAUCGGAACACCCAUCGGAUGCAUGUGCUGGAUUGUUGACCCUCAAGACUCUUCUCGACUUGCGCCUGUGGGCACCGCUGGAGAGCUCAUUAUUCAAGGGCCUGGGCUUCUUUCUCACUACCUUGGAGAUCCAGAGCGAACACGGGAGUCGGUAAUUGAACAAAUACAUGAGUGGGCUCAUGACAGGCACAAACCAUACAUGGGAAGAGCCUUCAGAUCCGGUGACCUAUGUUUCUAUCGACCGGACGGAAAUAUUGAAUUCGCCAGUCGAAAGGAUACUCAAGUCAAGAUCAGAGGUCUUCGUGUCGAACUGGGUGAAAUUGAAUAUCAUAUACUCUCUCUUCUGGAGGGAGUAUCUCAAGUUGUUGCGGAUGUUGUUCGAUCUGGAGACUCUUCUAAUGUUGUGGCCUACUUUUCCUUCUCCGACUCGAACAAUUGCGACUCGAUAGACCUAUUCUCCGAGAUCACACCAGAGCUUUCCUCCAAAUUGACCAAGCUCGUCGGUGAACUGAAACUCGUCCUUCCAAGUUACGAGGUUCCUUCCAUUUUUAUUCCUUGCAACUACAUUCCAGUCAAUACAUCAUCGAAACUCGAUCGUAAGAUACUAAAGGAGCAAACCGACUUACUGGACCGAGAGAAACUACACCACUACUCUCUUGUGAGUUCAUCUAAACGAGCAACUGAAACCGAAAUGGAAGCUCGCCUUCAAGUUAUCUGGGCAUCCGUUCUCGGUUUAUCAAGAGAAGCUAUCGGCCGUGAUGAUAGCUUCCUGCAGAUAGGUGGUGAUUCCAUUUCUGCAAUUCACGCUGUUGCGGCGGCUAGAGAGGCUGGGAUCCAGACAGCGGUCAACCACAUUUUCAAAGAUCCGCGGCUCUUCAUGGUUGCUUCCCUUGCCACUAAUGUGAGUGCUGAGGACGAGAAUGACGACCAUGGCAUUAGCCAGCCCUUCUACAUGAUACCUACACAGCUUCAUGAUGUAGAAUGGGCAAAGGAAGCUCGCAACCUCUGCCGUCUUCAGCCUGAUGAGGUGAUUGAAAACGCAAUGCCAGUAACGGCGUUCCAGGAGGGUCUAAUGGCCCUCGCUGUCAAGCAGCCCGGCUCUUACAUCGGUCAAUGGAUAUAUAAGAUACCCGACAACGUUGAUAUUCCUCGAUUCAGGGCUGCUUGGGAGCGAACCGUCAGCAUCUGCAGCAACUUGAGGACAAGGAUCAUCAGUAUCUCGCAAACGAUUCUUCAAGUAAUCAUCAAAGAUGACUUUACCUGGGAGCAGACUGAAGGCCUAAUUCUCUCCGAGUACAUUGAGAAGCUGAGCAACAUGGAAAUGACUCUUGGCACGCGACUCAAUCGCUGGGCUCUGAUCGAGGAACCGUCAGGAAACAACUACUUUGUCCUUGCUGCUCACCAUUCCACCUACGAUGGCUGGACAAUGCGGCUUCUUCUUCGCACAGUGGUCGAGGCAUAUACACAGGCUGAUAUUUUUGGUCCGAAAUCAUUUGACAGAUUCGUCAAGUAUACUCAAUCCUUGGAUCAAGACGCUGGUAAGCGGUAUUGGCUUGACCAGCUCAAAGAUGCCAGCCGCGCCACAUUCCCCAAAUUCAGCCAGAACAAGUCUGAUGAUAGUGAAGCCCAAGUCAUCAAUAAGUCUAUCGCUCUGCCGCCCUCGUCUCAUACAUCAAUCACGAAGGCCACAAUCAUGAGAGCAGCUUGGUCGCUUAUACUAGCUCAAUACUGCGACACGGAUGAUGUAUGCUUUGGCACAUCAGUUUCUGGCCGACAAGCUCCAGUCUCUGACAUUACCGAGAUCGCCGGACCGGUCGUGGCCACGGUUCCUGUGCGUGUACGCAUUGACGGGCAGACGUCCGUUUCAGACUUCCUACAGGCUGUUCAAUUACAGGCAACUGAUAUGAUAGCUCACGAACAGUUCGGCCUUCAAAAUAUUUUGAAGCUCGACGACACGAUCCGUGACGCAUGUGCCUUCUCCAGUUUGCUUGUUAUUCAACCGUAUGAAAAGAUGGCCGAAAUGGGUAGCGAAUCCGGUGCAAUUCUAGUCCCAUAUGCUCAGGAUGGGCAGUCUCAGUCAAUGGAUGGAUAUUUCAGCUUCCCUCUGGUGGUUCAAACACUAAUCUCGGAUCAACAUAUCGAACUUAACUUAACCUACGAGUCAGCCGCACUGAGUGAGCGAACCAUGACUGGGUUAGCUAACCAACUCGAGCAUAUCAUCAGGAGCUUGGCCGCCGAAACAACCAAGUCUCUACAGGACUUGUCAAUGGCCAGUCCAUGGGAUCAUCAACAGGUGACAGAUUACAACCAUGAAAUUGCUGAAGUCAUUGACUCGACUUUCCAUGAACUGGUAACGGAACAAGCUCGAACUCGCCCCGACUCCAUCGCAAUCCAAACCUCCGAAGUUGCAUUGACUUACCAGGAGCUGGAUGAAUUGUCAGACAAACUUGCAGCCCAUUUGACAACUUCUUAUGCAGUUUCACGAGGCGACUUUGUCCACAUCUGCUUUGAGAAGUCUGCUUGGCACUUCGUAUCCUUGCUUGCAAUCAACAAAGCCGGCGCAGCUUGGGUUCCUCUGGACCCUUCUCAUCCGCUUGAACGACAGAAACAGGUAGUUUCUCAGACGAAGGCAAAGCUGAUUCUUACUUCAGCGCUACAGGAAGAUCUCGGUGCCAGACUCGUGGGAGAGGUUGUCGUAGUUACAGCCGAAUUCCUCAACAGCCUUACUGCCUCCGAUAGCUUCCAGGCAGCCUCAUCUCCGGGCGACGCCUGCUACGCUCUAUUUACAUCUGGUAGUACUGGAACACCAAAGGGUUUCGUCAUGGAGCACCGGGCCGUCUGCACAAGUCAGAGAGCCAUUGGUAACAGGCUUGGCCUUACCCCUGAAGUCAAUAUGCUGCAAUUCGCCGCAUUUGUUUUCGACCUGUCAAUUGGUGAGAUCAUUGGUCCUCUUAUUACUGGGGCUACCAUUUGUAUCCCCUCGGAUGAGGUCCGCAUGAGUACUCAGAGUUUGGUUGACUUCAUCUCCGAGCAUCGGGUCAAUUGGUCAUACUUGACCCCGUCAUUUGCCCGGACCAUGAAGCCCGAGUCAGUUCCUUCUCUUGAGCUGCUACUCUUCGCUGGUGAAGCUGUUCCUCGAGACGUCUUUGAGACUUGGGUCACAAAGGUGCGUCUUAUCAAUGGAUGGGGGCCCGCAGAGACGUGCUGCUUCAGCACAUUGCAUGAAUGGACUUCGGCAGACGAAUCACCACUUACCCUCGGACGACCUGUUGGUGGUCUCUGUUGGGUGGUUAAAGCAGAUGAUCCCCAGAAGCUCGCUCCGAUAGGCACACUCGGUGAGGUUAUUAUACAAGGUCCAACUCUGCUUCGAGAGUAUCUGGCAGAUCCAAAGAAAACUUCAGAAACUACCUUCACAGACGUACCUGGGUGGGCAUACUCGGGAAGCGAGCAUUGGGGCCGUUUCUACAAGUCAGGCGAUCUUUGCUUCUACAAUUCGGAUGGGCUCCUAGAGUUUGCGACACGAAAGGAUACUCAGGUCAAAAUUCGAGGCUUGCGCGUUGAGCUGGGUGAGAUUGAACAUCAAAUUCUCUCCAAUCUAACCACGGCCCGCCAAGUUGCUGUUGAUGUUUUGAAGACUGAUGUAGGGACUAGUUUGGUCUCUUAUAUCUGCUUCAGUAGCCAGAGCAGGAUAUCACAGCAGUCCAAUGACUAUCAGGAUCUAUUUGCGCCAAUUGACAGCACUCUCCACAGCGAAUUAUCAGCAAUGGUGAGCAGGCUGCAAAUUGUCCUUCCCCGAUAUAUGAUCCCUACUUUCUUCGUCCCGUGCAAUUACAUGCCAUUCAUCACAUCCUCGAAAUUAGACAGGAAGACGCUCCGCGCCGAGGUCGGCAAGUUGGAUCAGGCCCAAAUACACGAAUAUGCCCUCCAAUCAGGAGAGAAGGAGGCACCAAAAACAGCUAUGGAAGUCCAGAUGCAAAAGCUGUGGUCGACAGUGCUGAAUCUCCCAACCGAGUCUAUUGGGCGCGGCGACAGCUUCCUCGCCUUGGGAGGUGAUUCCAUCACUGCAAUCAAUCUCAUGACCGCCGCUAGAGAGCAAGGUAUCGAAAUCAGCGUCAAUGAUAUCUUCCGCGAUCCCCGGCUUUUGAGUGUUUCGCUUGUGGCCAAUGCCUUGGCUAAGCCACUUGAAAAGUCGACCGAUAUUCAACCCUUCGAUCUUCUGUCCCCCGAAGAACGAAGUAUGGUGCAUAGCGGUGCUCUUCAAGCUCAAUGUGGCCUCUCUGAGUCAUCCGUAAUCGAAGACGCUUUCCCUUGUUCCGCUCUGCAAGAGGGACUUAUUGCGCUCUCGGUCAAACAAACGGGUUCAUACAUUACUAAGUAUGUGCUCAAAGUUCCAGAACAUGUAGACCUCGCUCAAUUCAGAGUUGCAUGGGAUCAAACCGUGCAGCUUUGCACGAACUUGAGGACUCGCAUCGUUUCUUCAAACAAUCGCUCCCUUCAAGUAAUUUUCAAGGGUGAGGUUGCCUGGGAGGCCACGGAGGGACUCGGAGUGAACGAUUUCCUCAAGACAACACAAAGUUACGAAAUGACCUUCGGUUCUCAACUCAGUCGCCAUGCAAUGAUUACGGAACAGGGUCAGACCUAUUUCGUGUGGAUCACACAUCACUCUAUUGUCGAUGGAUGGUGCUUGCAGUUAAUCUUCCGCACUCUUCAUGAAUGCUACUGGGGACAGCCUCCCAACAGUCUGGCUCCGUAUGCGGGCUUCAUCAAGCAUGUCCAUAACCUAAACCUUGAGCAGGCCUCUGCCUUUUGGGCAAACAAGCUAGAGGGAGCCUCACGCCCUUCAUUCCCGGCCAAGUCGACUAGCGAUGAGCCCAAUUUCAAAUUUUUAGAUCACAACAUCAGCACCCCUUCGAUGGCGGGUAGCUCAGUUACGAAAGCCACUGUGCUCAGAGCUGGUUGGUCUGUUGUUCUCUCAAAGCACUGUAACAUCGACGAUAUCUGCUUUGGCGCCACACUGUCUGGCCGGAAUGCGGCUGUGGAUGGUUUGCAGAAUAUGCCGGGCCCUGCUAUUGCAACGAUUCCUAUCCGCAUCAAGAUGGAUCACGAUGCUUCUGUGGCGAGCUUCCUGCAAGACGUCCAAGCCCAGUCCACUGAAAUGACAUCUUGGGAGCAAUUUGGUCUGCAAAAUAUCGCCAGAGUCAGCAAGGAUGCAAGAGAUGCGUGCGAGUUUACCACCUUAAUGGUGAUUCAACCCAAGCAGCAUCUUGAUACUGACAACAAGGGUGUUAUCAUUGAUGGAAACGAGGGAGUGAAGACAACUGAACAAGAAAUGGUUAACUAUUUCAACUAUCCUCUUGUUCUCGUUUCCAGCCUUUACAAGGACCACAUUCACGUGAGCUUUGCUUACGACACGAAUGUCUUAUCACCAAAACUUGUCGAAGCUAUAGCCCAUCAGCUUGAUCAUGUCAUGCAGCAACUGUUUUCGAAGAGUACGCAGCUCGAGCCAAUGAGCCAGCUGUCCCUUGUUGGGCCCUGGGAUUUGGAGCAUGCUGUGCGCCACCAGAACAUGAAGCCAUCAACUGAUCGCUGCAUCCACGAGAUGAUCCGAGAACAGAUCAGAAAGACUCCGGAUUUACCGGCUUUAACAUCAUGGGACGGCGACAUGACUUAUGCAGAGCUCGGCCAACACUGUGAACGCCUAGCAAACUAUCUGCUGUCUCUUGGUAUCGGGCCUGAAGUAUUUGUCCCUAUCUGUUUCAACAAGUCAAUCUGGGCUGUUGUUUCAAUGAUCGCUGUGAACAUGGCUGGAGGAGCCUUCGUCCCCCUGGACCCUUCGUCUCCUGUCGCGCGGUUAAAGGGUAUCUUGAGCGACACCAACUCCACCAUGGUGCUUGCUUCACCGGAGUGCUUCGAUACCGCGAAGUCUCUUGAUAUCCCUGUACAUUCCAUCGACCAUGAGGCAAUCCUCAAGCUUCCGGAGCCAAUCUCACCCAUCCAAUCGUCCGUGAGCUUCACCAAUGCCAGCUUUGUCAUGUUCACAUCAGGCUCCACUGGAAAGCCUAAGGGGAUGAUCUUCGAGCACAGAAAUAUUUCGUCAACUUCCAAUAGUCAUGGUGUGAUACAGAAAUGGGGCCCUGGAACUCGAGUCUUCACAUACUCGGCGUAUACAUUCGAUAUAGGUGUAAUUGACGUGAUGGUCUCACUUUCGCGAGGAGCUUGUCUCUGCAUUCCGUCCGAGUGGCAACGCUACAAUGAUAUACAUGGAGCCAUCAACUCCAUGAAAGCUAAUUGGUCCUUCUUCACGCCAACAUUAGCAGGCCUCGUCAAGCCGUCUGAAAUUCCAACGAUUAAGAAUGUAGGUCUAGGUGGUGAGAAUGUCACCAAACAGGUUGUGGAUAACUGGCGUGGCCACGCUACAUUGCACAAUCUCUAUGGGCCAGCUGAAGCAUCAAUUUGCGGCUGGAUUGCCGACGUUGGCAUUGUUUCAAGACCUAGUAAUAUUGGUGUCCCUUCAUCAUGUGCUUGGUGGGUCGUGAACCCUGAGGAUCAUACUCAACUGGUCCCCGUCGGUUGUAUCGGCGAGUUGAUGAUCCAGGGACCAAUGCUCGCCCGAGGAUAUAUCGGAGACGCCAACAGCAGCGUGUGGCUACAUGAUGUUGACUGGGUACCUGGCAAUGCGUCCAGGAAAGCCUAUGUAACUGGUGAUCUUGUCCGUCGGCUGGAAGACGGCACCUUUGAGUAUCUAGGCCGAAAGGAUACACAGAUUAAGCUUCAUGGUCAACGUGUGGAGCUUGGAGAGAUCGAAUCCCGCCUCGAAGUUGUUCUACCACAGAACAUGGCCUGUGUCGUGGAUACAAUCAUCAACGAAGAAGCACAGACGAACACUUUGGUGGCCCUCCUUUGGUAUACCAGGGGUGAAACUUCUGAGGCUCCUCAACUCGAGCUCGUUAAUGAUGUGUCUGACGAAAUGCGUGCUCUCAUCGCUGAGAUAGACUCUUCAUUGAGCCUGUCACUAGCCACGUAUAUGGUGCCAAGCAUGUAUCUUGUCUUCCAAGGAAUGCCCGAACGGAAGAGCUCCGCGAAAGAAAAGCUCAAGUUUGCUCCUGGAGGCGGAGAAGCUGGUGCCCACGAGCCCGUAACCGAUCGCGAGUACGAACUCAGGGACUUGUGGGCUCAAGUCUUGAACAUCAACGCCAAUGACAUCGGACGUCACGACAGCUUCCUCAGGGCAGGAGGUGACUCAAUCAGCGCUAUAAGAUUGGUUACCCUCGCACGUGAGAAGGGCUUCAGUCUAGAUGUAGGAAGUAUUUUCAAGGACCCCCGACUGUCACCGAUGGCGGCUGCUUGCGGCGUCAUUGUUGAUGCCGCACCACCUCCCCAAUGUGAGCCGUUUAGCCUGAUUCCUGCGGACCGCAGAAUUGAUAUCAUGUCCGAAGCUGUCAUUCAAUGCAGUAUCCAGAACCAGACUCAGAUUGAGGACAUUUUCCCUUGCACCCAACUCCAAGACGGGCUUUUAGCACUCACCGUCAAGCAGCCGGGUUCCUAUAUUGCUAGACAUGCCUUCCGUCUUGCUAGCACAGUUAAUAUUUCGCGCUUCGAGCGCGCUCUGAGGGAAACUGCUGAUAUCUGUGUCAAUCUUCGAACAAGAGUAAUCAAAUGCCAGGACAUGGCCUUCCAAGUUGUCAUUAAGGAUGAUGUUGAAUGGGAUGGUAUUCAUACCGGAAUGAAUGCCACAGGUCUGAUGAGAGCAUCCAAGAACAUCAACAUGACCUACGGCUCUAAGCUGAAUCAGUUCAGUCUUGCUCAAGAUGACAGUGGAAAAUGGUACUUUUUGUGGCUUACACAUCAUUCAGUGUUCGAUGGUUGGAGCUUGGGUAUCAUCCUAGACACUUUGAAGAGAGCCUACGAAGGAAACGCAUUACCUAUCAUCAGCCCGUACGUCAACUUCAUCGCAUACACACGCAGUAUUGAUGAGUCGGCUGCUAGAGCCUUUUGGGAACAGCAACUACGGGAUGCUCGGCGAGCACCUUUCCCAUCAAAACGAGCAAAUGCGGUCUCUUCUGAUGACUCCGUCACAGGUGUGCUUACCAAGUCGCUCCCAUUCACACAAUCAGCCCGAACCUCCAUCACCAGAGCCACAGUUCUUCGGGCUGCCUGGGCUAUUCUUCUUGCAAGAUAUUGUGGGACCGACGAUGUAACAUUCGGUGCUACUGUCUCUGGCCGCAACGCUCCUGUGAUUGGUAUCGAAGACAUUCCAGGGGCGAUGAUUGCUACAUUGCCGAUCCGUGUCCGUUUGGACUUCCAAAAAUCUAUCAAGGCCUUCAUGGAAGAUAUUCAACUUCAAUCAUCAGACAUGAUUGCAUUUGAACAAUUUGGUCUCCAGAAUAUUUCUAAGAUAAGCCAUGAUGCGAAGGAGGCAUGUGGCUUCUCCAGCCUGAUUGUUAUUCAGCCUGGACAACAGAAGGGUUCAGUCGGUGCAACGCCUGCCGGAGAAGACUUACUUGCUUCUGCUGGUUCAGAGGAGGAUCUGGUGGAAAACUCUCUCCAAGGCUACUUCAACUACCCCUUGGUCAUGCAAUGCGCAUUGCAUGAGGAUCAGGUUGCGCUAUACUUCUUCUACGAGACCAGUUAUUUACAAAAGGCGGAAAUGGAAGGUAUGGCCCAUCAAUUUGAGCAGGUGGUCUCUGAACUUCUCUCCGAAGAUAACCUCAGACACUUGAGUGAAGUCUCACUUGCGUCACCAUGGGACAUCAGCACCGCGAUUGACAGGAAUCAGACUCCUGAAGUUGUCGAAGAUUGUCUCCACAACAUCAUUGCCUCCAACGCAGUUGAACGACCUGAAUCUCCGGCUGUGUAUGCCUGGGAUGGCGAGCUGACAUACGCUCAACUCGAUGCUACCUCCAACCGUCUCGCUCAGUAUCUCGUAGACGAGUUCAAUGUCAUGGUUGGUGAUGUAAUCCAUGUCUGUCUAGACAAAUCACUGUGGUACAUUAUUGCCAUUCUCGCGAUCAACAAAGCAGGCGCUGCAUUCUCGCCAAUUGAUCCCAGCCACCCACUCCAGCGAAAGCAACAGAUUGUUGAGCAAACUCAAGCGAAGAUCAUGCUCGUGUCACCCAAAUACAUCCAAGAUGCAGCUCAGGUCAUCGAACACGUCAUUCCACUCGACGCUAUCCUCGAUGCGCGCUUGACACCAGUCACGAAGAGUCCUGCGACUUCGGUAUCUCCCACAGACGUUGCAUACGUCCUGUUCACGUCUGGCAGUACCGGGCGUCCAAAGGGCUUCCUCAUCGAACAUCAGUCCAUUUGCACGUCUCAACACGCCCUCGCUGCCCGUGUUGGCCAUGGACCCGAGACCCGCAUUCUCCAAUUUGCAAAUGUCAUCUUUGACUUCUCCAUUGGAGAGAUCUUCCAAGCCUUGACAAGCGGUGGCUGUAUUUGCAUACCAUCCGAGGAGAUGCGGUACAACAAUAUCCAGGAGUUUAUCCGGCAAGCCGAAGUCAACUGUGCGAUGUUGAGUCCUUCAUUCAUUCGCACUCUCAAACCUGAAGAAGUCCCAUGUGUCAAAGCUCUCUUCUUCGCCGGCGAAGCAGUCCCGCAAGAACUCUUUGAUGAAUGGUUCGGCAAGGUGCGCCUAUUCAAUGUUUGGGGACCAGGUGAAGCCGCCUUUGCCUGCUCGGUCUAUGAAUACCAGUCCAAAUACGACUCUCCUGCAACAAUCGGAGAAUCAUUUGGUGCAUCGUGCUGGAUCGUUGAUCCUGAUGAUCCAACUCAACUCGCCCCAAUUGGCACCGUGGGAGAGAUAUUGAUCCAAGGUGCUACUGUUCUCCGCGAGUACCUUGGAGAUCCUGUCAAGACUCAAGCCUCAACACUUAGCCACACACCUAGUUGGGCGACAAGUAAAGAAGUCGGUGUCCCAAGUCGAUUCUUCAAGUCGGGAGAUUUGGCCAUGUAUAAUGCCGAGGGACAAAUCGAGUUUGUUACCCGCAAAGACACGCAAGUCAAGAUUCGUGGGUUGCGAGUAGAGCUGGGCGAGGUUGAACAUCAUAUCCUCGCUCUCCUAGAUGGAGUGAAACAAGUCGUUGUUGACGUGCUUCGAACCGAGGAAGUUCCAAAGCUGGUCGCGUAUCUGGCCUUCUCCGACAGCAAACGCACCAUGACUGAAUCUGAAGAAUUAUUCUCAGCCAUCACAUCUGAGAUCGAGUCCAAACUUGUUGAGAUGAGAGGCAGGCUUGAACUGAUCGUUCCGAACUAUAUGAUUCCUUCGAUCUUCAUUCCAUGCAAUUUCAUUCCGAUCAGCAGUUCCUCCAAACUUGAUCGAAAGAUGCUGAUCCACAAGACAACCGGCCUAACGCGUGAACAAAUUCACCACUACUCUCUAGUUGAUGCCGUAAAGAGAGCACCAGAGACAGCCAUGGAACUCCGCCUCCAGUCGAUGUGGUCAACGGUCCUCAAAAUUCCACUCGAAUCAAUCGGGCGCGACGAUAGCUUCCUCCAAAUCGGUGGCGACUCUAUCCUCGCUAUCCAGCUGGUCUCUCUAGCUCGCGAAUCAGGAGUCUCCUUCAAGGUCAAAGACAUUUUCGAUGACUCUCGCCUGUCUACAUUGGCGGCCAAAGCCACUGAAAUCGACGGGGAUAUCGUGGAGGAUACUAUUGAGCCUUUUGAAUUGAUUUCGCACGAGCAAAAGGAACUGAUACUUUCCAGCAGCGUCAGAGAGAAAUACGCUCUGUCCGACAAUCAACAAAUCAUUGACGCGUACCCUUGUACGUCAAUCCAGGAGGGAAUGGUUGCCCUCGCGGAGAAGCAGCCGGGAUCUCAUAUGGCCAAGUACGUCUACCGCCUCGCCGAUGAUGUCGAUGUCAACCGGUUCAAGGCUGCCUGGGAGAAGACUGUCCAAUCCUGUAGCAAUCUGCGAACUCGGAUUGUUCAAUUAAACGGAAAAGCAAUUCAGCUUGUCCUUGACAACGAGAGUGAAUGGGAUUCCCCCGACAAAAAUGAUGUCUCUUCAUCCAUCAAGAGUAUGUCUCAGCCGCCAAUGGGAUUCGGAAGUCGCCUCAGUCGGCAUGGCCUCGUUAGCAAAAACAACGUCCACUAUUUCACAUGGGUCAUACACCACUCCAUCUACGAUGGGUGGUCCUCCCAACUGAUCCUGCGAACCCUAUUUGCUCUUUAUGAGAACAGCCAGCCAGCAUCUUUGUAUCCCUACUCUGGCUUCAUCAAGUACACUAUGGGCGUCGGGGAAGAUGCCUCACGCGAGUAUUGGACCAGUCAACUGCAAGAUUCAAAACGGUCCUCAUGGCCGCCGAUGGUGCCUCGAUCUGGGUUACGGACAGAUAACCCAACGAGGGUUCUAGAGAAAACAAUCCACUUCCCCAAGACUACCAGCACGUCCAUCACAAAGGCUACCAUCGUUCGCGCAGCUUGGGCAAUUGUGCUCGCUAAAUAUUCUGAGACAAGUGAUAUCUGUUUCGGUACGAGUGUGUCUGGCCGCCAAGCCCCCGUUGCUCAUCUUGGAGACAUGCCUGGGCCGGCCAUCGCAACAGUCCCAGUCCGUAUCAAGAUCGAUGGGCAGCAGUCAAUUUACAACCAUCUAAAGCAAGUCCAGAACCAGGCCAUUGACAUGGUUCCCUAUGAGCAAUAUGGAUUACAAAACAUCUCCAAGUUGGGCCGUGACGCUGAAGAGGCGUGUGGUUUCUCUUCCUUGCUUGUCGUACAACCUACGCAACAACUAGCCAGCAUUGGAGGCCAAGCGUACUCUAUACUUGGAGCCGCAGAUGAUGCUGACAACAUGAGCAUGGAGGAUUCCAUGGAGGGUUACUUCACAUAUCCUCUAGUCUUCCAAGGCCGAAUUUCCGAAGAUGCAGCAGAGCUGAUUGCCAUCUAUGAUAGCGAUAUCCUGAGCGAGAUGAGGAUACUGGCUAUGAUCAACCACUACAAUUUUGUCGUGCAACAACUCAUCACCGAAAGUGACAAGACAGUCGGCUCUAUUAACCUCGCGGGAGAUUGGGAUUUACAAAAGUCUCUAGAGUGGAACAAUCACCAAACUGAACUGGUUGACCGCUGCUUCCAUGAAAUGUUCGAAGAACGAGCCGCGAUCCAGCCUGAGGCGAUGGCCAUUGACUGUUGGGAUGGAAAACUAACCUAUAGCCAACUCAACAGCGCGGCAAACCGACUCGCCCAUCACCUUUUGAGGUCUUACGAUAUCAAGAGUCAAGAUCUGAUACAUGUUUGCUUUGAAAAGUCUGCCUGGUACUACGUCUCCAUUCUCGCUAUUAACAAGGCUGGUGCUGCCUGGGUCCCUCUUGAUCCCGCCCAUCCUGAAGAGCGGAAGAGACAAGUUACAAAGCAGACAGAAGCUAAGCUUGCGCUUUCUUCCCCUCAAAGCGCUCACUUGGUCUUGCCACUGGUCACCACAGUUGUGGAGGUUAGUUCGCAACUCGACCAGGAGAUUCUCAAUUCGCCCGAGUGCAGCGAUCAGAACCCAGGCGUUGCAGUCUCUCCCAGCGAUGUUGCAUACGUGCUCUUUACAUCAGGCAGCACGGGUACACCGAAGGGGUACAUCAAUGAACACAGGUCAUUGUGUACCAGUCAAACAAACAUCCCUCGCAGCCUAGGUAUUCCCACAACCUCACGGACACUUCAAUUUGCAUCCUAUGUAGUUGAUUUCGCCAUCGCUGAGCUUGCAAGUACAUUGCUGCAUGGCGGCUGCUUGUGCGUUCCUGACGACGAAACAAGAAUGGAUGGACUCGUCAAAUUCAUCAACGACACCAACGUUAACUGGGUCUUCCUUACCCCAUCGUUCUUCCAGACGAUGCGUCCUGAUCAACUGCCUAACCUCGAAGUGGUUGUACUUGCUGGUGAAGCCGUAUCUCAAGACCUCCUCGAUGCCUGGUUUGGUAAAGUCCGAUUAGUCAAUCUCUGGGGCCCUGGUGAAGUCAUCGUCGGAACAACAUGGUAUGAGUACACUUCUGCGAAAGACAUCCCAACCAAUAUCGGACGUCCCGUAUGCGGUCAUACAUGGCUUGUUGACCCUGAAGAUGCUACAAAGCUGGCACCAAUCGGAACAAUCGGAGAAAUUGUUAUUCAGACACCCACAAUGCUACGCGAGUAUCUGAAGAACCCCGAGAAAACAAAAGAGGCAAUCAUCACAGACCUCCCAAGUUGGGUCCCACGCCGUACUGAGCCAUCGUGGGAUCGUAUAUACAAGACAGGAGAUCUGGCGUGCUAUACUGCUGACGGUUGCCUUGAUUUCGUAUCACGGAAGGACACACAGGUGAAAAUCCGCGGAUUACGUGUUGAACUCGGCGAAGUUGAGUAUCACAUCCGCGAAACCCUGCCCGACGUACGGCAAGUUGCUGUCGACGUGUUCAAGACAGAUAUCAGCGUGAACCUAGUUGCCUAUUUCAGUUACAGUGAUACAAUGCGGCCUCAAGUCGCCGCUGAUGUAUUCCUUCCACUCGACUCCAAGCUUCGAGAGGCCAUCGCCGAGCUAGCAGGCAAGCUGGAUGUUGUGCUUCCAGCAUACGAGGUUCCAACAAUGUACAUUCCUUGCGCCUACAUGCCAGCCAACGCCUCGGAGAAGUUGGAUAGAAUUGCAUUGAAAUCUCUGACAUCCGAUUUGAGUCACGAUCGACUGACAAUGUAUUCACUUUCCAGCACUGAGAAGCGAGCACCUGAAACGGAUAUGGAAAGGAACUUGCAGCUUAUGUGGUCUCAACUGCUCCGUGUGCCUCCCGAGCAGAUUGGACGUGAUGACAGUUUCCUUCGCAUUGGAGGAGAUUCAAUUCUAGCAAUCCAGCUUGCAUCUAUGGCCCAAGAACAGGGUAUACGGAUCACGGUGGCCAACAUUUUCAAAGACGCCCGCCUUUCUGCGCUGGCCAAAGCAGCCGCGAAUGGCGCUGAGUAUGCUGCCACUGAUGUAAAACCUUUCAGUAUGCUUCCAUCCGAAAUUUCUGCUACAGAUGUAUCAAUCGAGAUCCAAAAACAAGGCGGCCUACCCAACCUUCCAGAGUUAGAGGACGCAUUCCCAACGUAUUCCUAUCAAAACUCAAUGAUGGACCUUACCCACAGACUCGCGGGAGCGUACGUGACCAAGCGUGUGUGGAGACUUCCUAGCCACGUUGACGUGCAGAGGUUCAAGGAGGCAUGGGAUAGAACCGUGCAAUACUUCCCUAAUCUAAGAACCCGCAUCCUUCUUGUGGAUGGCUCGGAAAUUCAAGCCGUUGUGAAGGGUAGGCAAGAUUGGGAAGAUUCAAAGGGAUUAGGUGUCAGGGAUUUCAUUCAUGAAUCUGGUAUCGCUUUCAACAUGGGACGUGGCAGUUGCUUAUCUCGCUAUGCCAUUAUUGAAGAAGCGGGCGAAACCUUCUUUGUCUGGAUUCAGCAUCACACGAUCAUGGACGGUUGGUCUCUUAACAUGCUUCUUGCCGGGGUUCACGCUAUGUAUCAUGGUACAAUGCCCGCUCCAAUCAACAGCUUCGCCAACUUUGUCCAAUAUGCCAAUGGAAUCGAUCAAGAUGCUGCCGCAUCCUACUGGAAGAAUACCCUGAAAGGUGUCAAACAAGUCACUUGGCCUAAGCCCAUCACCUCUGAGACCCCUCUUCGUGGUGUUACAGACACCAAGACGCGGACGAUUCAUAUCCCAGAUAGCCCUGACUCUUCUCUAACUCUGGGAACCGUCGUUCUCGGCGCAUGGGGCUUUGCUCUUCGACACUUUGACAGCAAAGAUGACAUUUGCUUCACUCGCACAUCAUCUGGUCGUCAGGCCCCUGUGCACGGUAUUGACACCACGCCUGGCUUCUGUACCCAGGCUGUUCCUACACGCAUCCGGUUCAACAAAGAUCAAACUAUAUUAAGCCUUCUCACUGAUCUACAGAAUCAAUGCUCUGAGUCAGUCCCCUUUGAGCACUUUGGCACAAAAAAGAUUGCACAGAUUCUGCCAGAGGCUGCGCCAGCCCUGCUUCAGUCCAGCAGUUUGAUUAUUCCACAGCCGGUCCGCGCUUCGGGAACUGGUGAAGAGACAUCUGCAGCGAGUUUGCUCGCUCCUGCGCUAGACAAGUGGGCCGUGGAUGAUAUCCUAGAUGGAUUCAGACUGGUUCCUCUCUGCUCCAACUUCUUCCUGAAGGAAGACACGGUUGACAUUGUUUCGAACUACAAUAGGGAAGUCAUUAGCAGCACCGAGAUUGAAACGCUCUAUGACUAUCUCGAGGCGAUCAUUGUUGGUAUUUGCAGUCAUUCAGAUCUUACAGUUGGCAAUCUUCUUGAGAGGUUGAACUUGGAAUAG
Messenger RNA from Clonostachys rhizophaga, 65316 nucleotides. The record is from the annotation of a GenBank genome assembly. NCBI's taxonomy places the organism in Eukaryota, Fungi, Ascomycota, Sordariomycetes, Hypocreales, Bionectriaceae.